CCACCAUGCCGGCGAAGCCCGGGCUGCCGCCGACUGCGCCCCGGUGGCUGUGCGGCUGGACUCCGGCGCCGCUCCGAAUUUGCGCUGGCCGGAUCUGGCGGAGAAGGCGGUGCAGGGCCGCUCCCUCCCCCGGGCUGCUGAGCCGCGGGGCCCGGCGGCGCCGCGCCUCGCUCCACCUUUGCAACGCCCCGCCCGCCUGGCGCAGCCAAGCAGGUACCGGGGCGCCGCCGCCGCCGCCGCUGUCCAUGUGCCCCGGGCGCGCCGGAGGAGAAGGCCCCCGCCGCCCCCAGCAUGACCAACCUCGACCCGCUGCUCCGCACGGGCAGCCAGAGAGGAAGGCGAAACGUAAGGAGCCCCGCCGCGCGGCCCCGGGCUGGCUGGUCCGGGCUGCGGAGCCCGGCGCGCACAGCUGCGCUCCACGUGGCUUUUCCGCGGCUCCCACCCGCGCGAAAGGCGGUUUGGGCCGAGGGCGCUUGCAUUUCCCGGGGCGGGAAGGCGGGAGGGGGCGCGGAAGAGACGCUCUUCAGAUGGGGGGCAGGUGGCGAGAGCGCGGCUGCCCUCUCUCUGGUCUACAGGAUACUGGAAAGGGCGCUUUGCACCAGCUCAGAGGCCAGCGUCACAACCUGCGGCUGCGCGCGCGCGUUUCAGUGGGGAGAUUCUUGCACAGAAUAAUCCCCCGAGACAGAAGAGCAGGCGCGAUCCCUUGGGGACUCGUCCUGCGCCAGCCCGGCUCUUGGGGGGGGGGGGGGGAGGGGGGCUGGCACAGGGCUCCAAGCAACAUUCAGAGGGGCAGCGGGACUUGCACCAGAGCCCUGCAGACGCGGACUUCUGCUUUGGCGCAACAGCUGUUGGAUAGCAGAGCUAAAAAUACUGCCCGCCCAGGGUCCUGUCGCCCAAGGAGAAGAACUGUAUCGGAAUGAGCUGGCUGGUUAUUAUUAGCCCUCUCUGCGAAGGGGCAGAAAGAGAGGAAGUGUAAACAGAGCAGGCAGAGAAAGUUCUCUGCUCUCUUCUUCCCUCCCACCAGUUUUAAUCUCUACCUGUGAGCUCCACUAAGCCCUUGACUUAACCCUUUAGCUGUCAUUCCCGGCUGAAAAGAAGCCUCAGUGCUUGUGAACGAGCUGCAGUUAAGCACAUCCCUCCGGGAUUAUGCUCGCUUCUCCCAGUGCCAGCCUCAAGAAGAGCCCAGUUGGCUUCCCCAGACCAGGGCCAACGCUGAACAUUGUAAAAUUGGGGGUGGGGAGGAAUUUGUACAGUGGUACCUCGGGUUAAGUACUUAAUUCAUUCCAGAGGUCCGUUCUUAACCUGAAACUGUUCUGAACCUGAAGCGCCACUUUAGCUAAUGGGGCCUCCUGCUGCUGCUGCUGCGCCGCCACUGCACGAUUUCUGUUCUCAUCCUGAAGCAAAGAUCUUAACCCGAGGUACUUUUUCUGGGUUAGCGGAGUCUGUAAUCUGAAGUGUAUGUAACCCGAGGUACCACUGUAUUUUGCUUGUCUUGCCUUAAAGUGUGCCUUUACUGGUCUUUAUGUCUUUAUCAACAUAGUAUGCAUGAACAGGAACAGUACCAUACAUCUACCCCUGCAGAAUUUUGACAAUUACUGGUGUAACAUGUGCACACACCAUACAUUUAAAGCACAUUCUUCCACCCAAGAAUCCUGGGAACUAUUGUUUGUCUCCCACAGAGCUGCAGUUCCAGAGCUGCAGUUUAGCAAACUACAGUUCCCAGAAUUUUAUUGGGGGGGGUAUUCUUUAAAUCCGGAGUGCAUAUAUGUAAUCAGCGGUUAAAGGAAUAAGCUAGGAAGUUCUCCCUUCAAAUCAUGAUGAGGAUGAGCCUUAAACUUUCCAGCUGCCUUGUACACACACCCGUCCUCUGAGCCACACUCCCUGUUUUACAUGCAGGGCCACAGCUGUGGGGAGGGCUCAGGGAGAUUCCAGGUAUCUUCCCCAAAUUUUCAGUUUAUUUUUAAAAUAAAAGCCCCUUUAUAUGUGCAGAUUGUAUUGUGAAUGAACCUGCAGUGCCUGGGCAACGAGGGCAAAGAAACUGCAAUAAUUGAUAAGCAUUGGGCCCUUAUUUUUAAUUUUCAGAAAAUAGCAUGUUACUUUAACUGAAUUUAAUUAGAUCACUUUAAACCUUGGUUCUUCUGCUCUGGUUCUUCCAAGCAGUAGCGGGCAGCCUGGUGGGCUGGCCGUGCUCACUUGACCUUUGGUCAGUCAUGUUUCUGGUGCUUGCCAGAAGGUAGAAGGGGUGGGGAGGGAGGUCAUCACAGCGCACCUCCCACCGCCUUGCCGCAUCCCCCUCUCAUCCAGGAUAAGGUCAAGUGAGAGCUGGCAUCUCACCACACCAUCUGCUCCUGUUCCAAGUUCUUGAGUCCUUUCUCUGAGUCCCCCCACUCAACGCCUUGACUUUUGAUGUCCCACAGAGAUCAUUGUUGUCUCCCAUCGAUGUGAAUGUGCUGGGAGAGAUUGAACAGCACUUUUAGAGUGCAUUGUUAUCAAUAUGUGGGUGGCAUGCAGAUUUCUCCUUUCUAUAAUGUGGUAACUCCGAAAAUUCCGUUAUCUGAGUGGCGAAGAGGACCUCCCCAGGAACAGGGGUUCAGAUUGUUUUGAAUUGCAUAGCUCUUCCCUUUAAAACAACAACAACACAGAUUUGUAGUUUGGGGUCCUUCUGGCUCUUGUUUUUGCUAUGUCCUGUUCAAAGUGGCUAUAGCCAGAGUGGUAUCUGACCAGCUUCAGGUGGUGCACCAACUAUUCCUGUUCCUUGAGAGGUCUGGCCUAGCCACGGUGGCACAUGUCUCAGUCACAUAUGUUGUCAGAACAGAACAUAAAAAAUGGCAGCAUGCUGAUCAAAACAAAGUUUUGUGCCCUGUUUAAGCGGCAGAGUACUUUUCUGAUUAAAAUAAAGGAUAUUGUCAAUCACAAGUACUGUUUAAUUGGAACCUCUGCAUCUUUUGAAGAAUGUGGAGUAGUGAGUUUCGCCUUGCAACAAUCCUUCAAGGUUUGUUAAAUUUUGUCUGUGCCAUGGAAAUACUGGCCCGUCUUAAGGUAUCAAUCUCAUCCUCCAUCUGCCUUCUAUUUAUUUAUUUGUAUGUAUGUAUAUCAUGCAUUUGAACACCCAGUGUUGGUGCUUUGCUAACAAACUAUGACAGGCUAUUAUUAGCACAAAAUCUGGACUUUAGGCUUGGUGAAACACCGUAUGCUGAGUUCAUGGUUACCAGCAAUCAGAUACAUUACCUAUGGACUUUUCAUAACUCUGCUCUGUUGUCACUUUAAUCAAAUCCAUCACCAUGACAAUAGGUCGGCCCAAAUGAUCUGCAAUGGACAGGUGCCAGGAAACUGGUGAAAGCUGAGCUGUUACAUAGCUAAAGUGAAGAUGAGAGAAGGAACCGCCACAGUUUUAGCUGCUCUCUGGAAAUGGCUGCUUGAAAAACACUUCUACGAAAAUCUGUAUGAGACGACAAAGCACAGUCAAAAUCUCAUUUCUAAUCUGAAACUCUCAGGGAGUCUGCUCUAAUGCCGACAGUGGAUUAGAGCAAACAAAUUGGUGUGGGCAUGUUUCUAGGCUGUCUAGCUACUCAUUAAGAGAAAGUUACACAUUUUAAAAUAGCAUUUAAGACGUUUUUUAUCCUGCCCUUCAGCCAACUGGUUCCCAUGGUGCUUUAUGACACAACCUUACGAGACAGUUCAAAAGUGGUUGUGUUUCUUUAAUAGUUUAAUAAAAGCUUACUUUGACAACCACAGAAGCUUGUGGGACUGCGGAAAGGUUCUGAGGGCAUUUUGCCAAUACUCUUAUGGAAAAUGGCAGGGCCAGGUUGGGAUUUGCAAGUUUUGAAGAAAUUUCCAAGAGCAUGUUGAUCAAAAGUUGCUAAUGUGUUCCUUAAAAUAAUACAUACCCAGAAGUCGUAAGCUUGGAUCAGGACAUGAGUCGGGUCUUGUUUAUUAAUGUGUGGGGACCAAUUAAUGAGUGAAAUGGUUAGUUUAGGACAUGUCUUUGAAGCUGAUUUGGGUCAGCUAUAUUACUGUGACAGGAAGUGGAAAUGAAUGCAGAUUUAUUUAAAUGCAUUUACUUGUUUGUUUGUUUGAUUGAUUUCUCAGUUUAAAGGCUGAUCAAUGAGCAACAUCCCUACAUAAUAUGCUUGUGCAAACAUUUUGAAGAAGAUAUUUUCAGUACCUGCUACGCCAGAAUAUUUUAGUUAACUGGAAGAAUUUAUGUUUAUGAUGUCUUUUGAUUAUGAAAGACGAUAUAAUAAUGUUUUAAAUACAGAUGCUUAUUCUAAAAUUAUUAUUUCUUAUUGUACUAGUUAUAGCUCAUAUAGAAUUUGGUAGGGUAUUCCCUGCCCCCCAUCUUUAUUUCUACAAACAGUGCUCAAAAGAUAUGGUACUUGUUCCAAAGGAUGGAUUUUAAAGCAUCCUUUGUUGUAAAAACUGUAAACCAUAUUUUUAUUAAAAGCCAUUUGUGAUUUGCCCUCACAUGGGCUCCUCUUUUUCCUUUGAAAAGAGUCAAUGGGGCAACUCAAUUAGAUGGGGCGGCAUAUAAAUAAAUAAUAAUGAUUAUUAUUAUUGAUUGAUUUAGAAUAUCUCAACCGUUUCCAUUUUUCUUUUUUCAUGUUAGGACUGGUCUGCUAGUCUCAUUGUUGCUUCUUUGGCUGGAGCCUUUGGGUCCUCCUUCCUGUACGGCUACAACCUUUCAGUAGUGAAUGCUCCAACCGUGGUGAGUGAAUAAAAGUUCUCAAACCUCUAAGUCCAGGUUGGCCCAGUUUGGUGCAAUCUCUCUUGUUACAUAUGGGAUUGUUAGUUUGAUGGAGAAACAGAAUCAUACUUUAUCAACCACCAGCCACUGCAAUUUAUAUACAUAGCACAUCAAACUUUGAAAGUUACCAAGUUAACCAUUAUACAAAUUUGAGUCUUAAGUGCCAUAGUGACCCUUAAUUUCACGUCAGCUGCUGAAAAAAUUGUGGACUUGAUUGUCACCUCAUUGUUUCAGCCUGCAAGGGAGAAAAGCCACGUCAAAAUCAGCUAAAUGCCCCAGUGAGAUGAUUAUAGUGGAGUAAUUAGCUCUUUCCACAAAUAUCUGUAAAAUGAGUUGAAAUAGCAAAUACAUCACUUCUUGGACUUUUGACAAAGAACAAGCAUAGUUUUAUGAUUAAUUUAUCCUCGCUUACUUUGCAUCAUACCAAAUAUCUUCUAAUAUUCAAAACUAAAUAAACUGCUAACCUUGUUGUAGCCAUUCAUUCAUUUUUAUUUUUGUAAUUAAAAGGAACCAUGCCCUAAGUCCAGUAGAGGGCAAUAUAACCACAACAUUUCACAUGUAUAAAAACAUUGUAGUACAGUAGAAGCUCAGUUGUCAAACCUAAUCUGUUCCAGAAGACCGUUCAACUUCCAAAACAUUCAACAACCGAGGCUCAAUGGAUGGUUGACAAAAUCAAUUGGAAAAAAUGGAGAAACGCACCUCGGGAGCCAUUCAACUUCUGAGGCACGUUUAAAAAUGGAAACAUUCACUUCUGUGUUGUCAGCAUUCGAAAGCAGAAACGUUUGACUUCCGAAGCGUUCGACAACCUAGGUUCCACUGUAUGUUUAUUUCUCGUAUUUCUUACUUCCCAGGACAAGUUACAUGAACUAAAAUACAAUCAAAAAGUAAAGCAUAAUCAAACUAUAAGACAAGAACAAUAUUUGUCACCAUCAUCAUUAUAUUUGUACCCCCACCCAUCUGACUGGUUUGCCCCAGCUACUCUGAGUGGCUUCGAACACAUAUAAAAACACAAUGAAACAUCAAACAUUACAAACUUCCCUAUACAGGGCUGCCUUCAGAAAGUCGUAGAAUUGUUUCCCUCUUUGACAUCUGAUGGGAGGGUGUUCCACAGGGCAGGUGCCACUACCAAGAAGGCCCUCUGCCGCAUUCCCUGUAGCUUCACUUCUCACAGUGAGGGAACCACCAGAAGGCCCUUGGAGCUGGAUCUCAGUACAGUCAUACCUCAAGUUGAAGUUGCUUCAGGUUGAGCGAUUUCAGGUUGUGCUCCGCAGUGACCCGUAAGUAACGGAAUGCAUUACUUCUGGGUUUCGCCACCCGCGCGUGCGCAGAUGGUCAAAAUGACAUCACGUGGAAGCGGCGAAUCGCAGCACGCGCAGACGCGGGUUGCGUUUACUUCAGGAUGCAAACGGGGCUCUGGAACAGAUCCCGUUUGUAUCCAGAGGUACCACUGUAUCUGGACUAAGUGAUGGGGGUUUAAACAGGGCUGAGGCCAGAAAUAUAUUUUGAGCCAAUGUAGAUGCUUUAGGUCUGUUGAUAUAUGGUCCCAGUGACCACUGCCAGUCAGCAGUGUAGCUGCCACAUUCUGCAUUAAUUGUAGUUUGCCAACAAAGGGACAUGGCAAAGCGAUGGUAUCAGCAAUAUACAAAAUACUACUCCAAAACCCCACGAACCCCCUAGACGCAAUCAAAAAAACAAUGGGAGGACAACAUAGGCUAUGAGAUUAACCCCACCCAGUGGACCUGAAUAUGGUCUAAACCCCCCUUUACAUCCAUAUCAACAAAAAGGAAAGAACUCACCACACAUGUGGUGGGAGUGCCCCAAAAUUCUGGACAACAGCCAUACAAAAAUAUGUAAAAUAACUAAGCAAGUACUAGAAAUCACCCCAGAAUUGGCCCUACUAAACAUCUUCCAAGACAAUAAUGCCCAUUUACAUCACAAAGAACUCAUAACCCACCUACUCUCAGCAGCCAGAAACAUCAUAACCAGACACUGGAGAGACCUGUCAGGAGAAAGCAUGGAUCAAUGGUACCAAACAGUAUGGGAAACAGCCUUACUAGAAAAAUUAACCAAUAAACUGAAACUGACACGGGGACAAAUAGAAGAAGACGCCUUCACCCCGGUAUGGCUCCCCUUUAUCACAUACACAGCCCAACAGGACAAUGACAAUAAUCCACCAACAGCAUACAAAUCAAUAUGGCUAAGCUGAUCCAAAACACCCACCCAUCCCACUCACACACGAAAACAAAGACCACCACAACCAACCACAAAUAAACAACCACACCCCAGGCCAACCCCAAAGUCUCUCACCACCAAAGGAACACAAGUGAACAGCAGAGAACCUGCACAAGCAACGCUGACACCAAACCCCACACAUAUAUUAAGUAAAACAGAAACAUUGCCACCCAACCCCAUAUGCACUCUUCUUCCUUCUCUUUCCCCCACAUAUUUUCAUGGCACCAUUAGAUUGCUACUAUACUCUGAUUAAACUUAUUUUCCAUGUCUAGCUAAAAAUGGGUUUCGGCAAUCGGCCUCGCUUGUCUUGCCCUGCUAUCAGCUCUAUCAGCCAUGCAAGUGGUUUGCUGUGAGUACGUAGAUUCUUUUUAAGGAGGAGGAAAUCCCUGGCAGGGCAGAUGCCAUUGCCCUUGUAAAAAGGUGGUUUUCCUAGGGUGAGGCUCAUCCAUUGCACUUGCAGGUAUGCUGACCCCUACGAUUUCCCCCAUCAUGGGAGAGUCAGCUGCAUAAUUUCUUCCUUUAAAGGAGAAGAAGAUAAACUUCUAGGUCUGGUGUUGGUGUUUCUCUGCAGUCACAGAAGCAGGCACCAGUGGCUCUGCCGUGAGUUGUUUUUGGUGGUGAAGCUGUUGGCAGAUUGUGACAGUGGCUCAUAGGCAGCAGAAUAGUACAUCAUGUGCUUUUGGCAGAGGGUGGGACUGUCAUUCCCUCAGAACAGACUCCCCCCCCCCCCAUCAAUAAAGGAAAAGCCAACCUUUACUGACUAACACAACUAACAACUCAGUCUUGGACACUCCUGAGUACAAAGAGACUUCCAGGUCAAUCCACACAGAAAGGAGAGAAAGUUGUACCCCAGAAUGAAGAACAGAACAGUGGGGAGGGGAGGGCUGAAUUUGGGUGGAAGGGGGGGCAUAGGCACAGAAGAGGAGUUAAAAGACAGGGGAGAAUGAGAUAACCCAGAACCCAUGAUACAUUGCAAAUACAGCGGUGCAAAGGCAUGUAAUGGAUUUAGAAACCCUUUUUGUGUUACUAUUGUGUAGUGGAAAAGCAGAUUUUAGUUUCACAUAAGUUGACUUGUCACAGUAGAAAUGUGAAUAUGUUUCCAUGGGAAAAGAUGAAGACACAAACGACCUACAAAGCAAUUUGUGAGAUGGAUUAUCCCAUAGUUACUGGCUCAUCCAGGAGCUCCAAGAUUGCUUCUAUGCCUGGGAGACACCCCACUCCCCCAAAAAAAUUAGUGGGCAAAAAAUGUCCUUUGACACAUCCUUCUAACAAGUGCCUAAUAGAUGUUGUUCUCAAACUUGCAGCUACGGAAGCUGAUUUAGCAGAUCUUAUUGCUGCAAAAUGCACUUGUUCUGGAAGCCUCAGUAGUUCCACGGCUACCAGGAAGCAAAUGGAGAAUUGAUAGAAGAGUUCGCUCUGCUUUGGGCCUCAUAUUCUCACCCUCAUUGCUCCUGUGGCAGAGUCUGUCGCUUUGGGGAGUUCUAGUUAACAUCAACGAUGCUCAGUUGGAUGUAUGGAAUGACCUCACUUCCUGUAUGUCCCUUUCUGCCCUUUCUAUGGAUUUCAUACCCCUUGGCUCUCUGCAGUCCACCAGGCUUCACUUAAUGCUUACUCUAUGCUCUCCUUUAAAAACAAUUAUUCAGCUCUCCCGUCUUGGCUCAGAUGCUUGUUUGCUUUAUUAUUUACUUACUCAUUUUUAUCCUGCCCUUUGCCUAUCAAAACCAUUGGGUGGUUUCCACUUCCAUAAAAUAUAGCACCUUGUAAAAUACAACAAUAAAAUGGGAGGCCAUCGUUGAAACGGCAGUGACUCCCAGGCUUCUAGCAUUCGCAUAGAAACACCUGGAAGUGGAGUCCCUCUCCCAAUGUCUAGCUGACAAAUGCCUUUUCCUCUGUGGUUUUGGCUUCUUUGACUGGCUGUUGUGUUCUGCUAUGGUUUAUUUUUACUCCAUCCUCAUUUAAGCAAUUAAAACACUUUCACCCUCAGACCCUGGGAGCCAAACGGGAUGUUCCCAAGCUUGUUGGCUUUCUCUCAGAGGUCAGUUUAACAGCUGCUCUGCAACCUUUUCCAUAAGUACCAGCAGUCUGGCUCCAUUCUCCGUUGCUGGCUCUGAACAUCAAGAAAAGGUUGUGGAGCAACUUUUAAACUCACCCCUGGGGGAAUGCGGGCAGAAGCUGGCGAACAUCUGGUUUGGGAGGAAUCUUCCCUAGGAAAUGUAGCCUGCUGUUGGGAAACAAAUUGAGAGCAUAUGGGUUUUCAGAUGGAAAUCAGUCAGUCUAGCAUUGCAUCACAGCAGUUAAAGCUUAGCACAUACCUGCCAGAAGCAGUGUGCCAGGUUCUGCGUGCCCAGCUGUUUCUGAUAGUAGCACAUAGUAUGGUUUGCUAUUAUUCAGCUGGAAUGCUGGAAUUAGUCAUGGUGCAGUUGUGUUUAUCUCGCACCUUUGACCCCAUUACUUGCACUUUGCUUGCUGGUGAAAUCCAUUACAUGCUUCAACAGUUUAUCCAGUAAACAUUGGCAGUAGUACAUUCAGCAGGUGAUAUCUUCGGCCUCUCUUCUGUAGAAUUGUGGCAGGUUAGGAGGCUGUAAGAAACAGGUACUUUUACUGUACAGGACUUUUAUCAUGCUACCAACAGCAGCACCAUUCCCUCCGGUAGCAACUUGAGGGGAUGAGUGCUUUUCUGUCUGGAAGUGAAAUGCGGGCACCCAAAAGUAUUUGUUCAAGCCGCUCCCAAGAGCAGCCUUUGCCAACCUGUUUUUUUGGACUAUAACUCCUGUCAGCCCCAGGCAGUUGCAGGUAAUUACAUAACCCCUAUCAGCACAUUCCGGGUGUUAUUUUGGAACAAUUUUAAGAAUAUAACCUUCAAGCAGCGGGAAUGAUACAAUCAGCAUCGCUCUUAGGGGACAGAAGUUUCAAACAUCAGCAGCUCAUAAAAGUCAUGAUUUGUUCAGUAUGGAGCUUGUGAGUUUCAUGAAAUACCACAAAAUAGCAAAUAGCACCAUUAUUGCUCAAGGAUCAGCCUUCAGAAACUGCUUCCAUUAAACGUUGUAGAAAAAAGCACAAUCUCAAUACAGUUAAUAAGAGCUGGCAAAAUGUCAGUCAUCAGAACACACGUAGUGUCCAUGUUCAUUAGUGUCUCCAGACUUUUCAUUUGGCAGGAUUCUUGGUCAUGUGGAAAGAGCCCUCCAUCUAUGCCCUGUGCUCAUUCAUUGUGUGCACCAAUAUUAGUUUGUAUUAAAUUAGGGUUUUAGUUGUUGUUUUUAAGGACACAAAAUAUAACUUGAAAUUUUUUAAAACGCAAGUAUCAGUUUAAAUAAACCUGACUUAAAAUUUUAAAUGGUAGAUUUCAAAUGAUAUUAAUCUGUACUGAACAUCAUGGUUCUAAUCACUUUAAAUGUUGUUGUUUGUAGUUUGUAAAGAAGUUUUACAAUGAAACUUGGGAAAGAAGAUAUAACCAGUCCAUCCCAGAAGAAACGGUUACCCUGCUCUGGACUAUAUCUGUUUCUAUUUUUGCCAUUGGUGGGCUUGUGGGGGCUUUAAUUGUUACUCCAGCUGUCAAGUAUUUUGGCCGGUAAGCAAAUAAAUGUGUCUUGUGAUUUCCUUUCCUUUCCUUUUCUUUUCUUUUGUAAUAUGAUGACUCAAAAGCAAGAAAAACAAAUGCUUUUCUCUACUUUGCACUUCUUUUUACUUCUAUAUGCAAGACUCUUGCCUUUAAAAAUGUAAUCUAGGUACUUCCCAAGAUCAAAUAGUUAUGGUUACAUUGACACCAAGUAAUAACUUAUAUGAAGAAAUGAAUGAGGUUUUUAAAAAAUCGAAAUAGAAGGGUUCCCCCUCCUAUAUGGUCAUGCUGCUUCUUUGAUAUUUGGUCUUAUUAAUGAGCUAAUUUUUAUUAAAAAGCAGAGACAUCACCUUGCCAACAAAGGUCCGUAUAGUUAAAGCCAUGGUUUUCCCAGUAGUGAUGUAUGGAAGUGAGAGCUGGACCAUAAAGAAGGCUGAUCGCCGAAGAAUUGAUGCUUUUGAAUUAUGGUGCUGAGGGAGACUCUUGAGAGUCCCAUGGACUGCAAGAAGAUCAAACGCAUCCAUUCUUAAGGAAAUUAGCCCUGAGUGCUCACUGGAAGGACAGAUCCUGAAGCUGAGGCUCCAAGACUUUGGCCACCUUAUGAGAAGAGAAGACUCCCUGGAAAAGACCCUGAUGUUGGGAAAGAUUGAGGGCACAAGAAGGGGACAACAGAGGAUGAGAUGGUUGGACAGUGUUCUCGAAGCUACAAACAUGAGUUUGACCAAACUGCGGGAGGCAGUGGAAGACAGGAGUGCCUGGCGUGCUCUGGUUCAUGGGGUCACGAAGAGUCAGACACGACUAAACGACUAAACAACAACAACAAUUUUUAUCAUUUAAAUGUUACCAAUAACGCAAAAGUGGAAAGCUGCAUGUUUUGUGCUGUAUCUUUCAUGCUGCACUGAACAUUGUCAUAUUGUGUAUGUCUGUGAGAAGAUGCUCAGUUGACCACUUCCCUAUUGGAACAUCAGAAAAUCACCUUUAAAAAUGUGUCAUCGGAAUAUAUGCAGCUGCCUUCAGCUGAAUCAGAGAGACUUGAUCUAGUUUAACAAAGUUUAUCUGCCCCACUGUGUCUGGAGAUGCCAGGAUUGAACCUUCUGAAUGCAAAGCAUGUGAUCUGCAUCCCCUGUUCAGAUAGCGAGUGAGGCCAUUUCACACAUUAUGCAACAACAAACCUGGAUUAGCCACUUAAAUCAACAGGGAACAGUAGCCAGUAAGGUUUCUCUGAUGGAUGCACCCUCAUAGCAUCGGGGUUUCCAAACGCCUAGAUGAGUCGUAGUGAGAGAUUUUCUAUCCAGGUCUUUUCUUGACAGCAUUUCCAGUUCAAUAUCCAACAUAGUGGUGAGCCUGUCAGACAACACGGUGACAAAUUGUGCACAUAGUGAUAAAUGAAGAAGAGUUGUUUCCAAGAAACUGUCUAGAUCUAAAACCAUACAUCCUACGUCCUCAAUCUGGUACUGAAGUACUCAUAUCUUUGUAGUCAGUCGUGGGCAGAAGGUACACUGGAAUCUACAGGUGAUUUUGAAGAAGAUUAGCAAGGAUUUCUGACCCCCAAUUGAUCUGUCUGUGACUGAUGGCUGGCUGCACCUUUCCAUCUAAGUUAAUAAACAUGCACAUUGGAGUAUGUUCACAAAGGGCCAAACCGUACUUUAUGUUAUGUACUUUGUUAGCCACAUAACGGUAUCUUUGAAGUGCAUGGGUUUUUUCAGCCGUUUUCGUGCCUGUGUUUGGAUAGUUCCUGGAGGUCGUAGGUGCAGCUGCCUUGCAUUUAAGAACCAGCUGUGUCUUUAAAGGCACAACGAUGCACUACAGAAACAUGGGGCUGCCACCCAAAAUGGCUGUCCUGUGUUGAGCUUGCCCACGAUCUCUUGAGUCCACCAUUACCUCAUCCAGAUAUCCUUGUGCCAUGUGUUUUCUCCUCCCAUGCCAGCAGAUGCCGGUGAUGGCAGUGUGGAGAAAUACACUGACUGAUGUCAUAAGACUUGUUCUGGGUGCAGCAGAUGUUCCAGAGGGCGAGGGAAGGACCGGGCAUAAGGCCACCAUUUUGCCAAGUGACUGGUGUUUCUUGCAGCAUGUAGUUUCACCCUUGCUAUGCCCUUGUCCAUUGAUUCAGUGAAGAAUGCCUGUUUAGUGCAUCUUUGGUAUGUUGCAUAAAGCAUGCCACCUUUGACUUCUGUCGUGUUUGCAAUUGCUACUGAAGUAUUUUGAUCACAAAUGUGGUUGACUGUGUAUGUGAAAAGCUGCUGUUUAUCUGAUGCUGCAAACAUGUAAUGUUGUUUUCUCUUAGGAAGCGUACACUGCUGCUAAAUAAUGUGUUUGCCAUUGUGGCUGCCUUGCUGAUGGCAUUCUCUCAACUGGCAGGAGUCCUCGAAAUGAUUAUUCUGGGCCGAUUCAUAAUGGGCAUUGAUGCAGGUAUGGUUUUGUAUUUGUUGCAUUUGCAUGCCAAGUAUAUUCUGAGCAAUCCCUGUUACCCCAGAGCCUGAUAUUUCAGUUGAACUUGCCGAGAUCGAAGAAGGGUCAGAGACCCCAAAUGCUUAAAAACAGAAUGUAUCUGCAAGAGCCAGGCUGUGGGAUGUGUUUUCUUGGCAGAGGAUAUAUCAAUCACCAGAACAUUGUAAUCCUUCUCAAAACAGAGUAGGUUAGCUGAUUUCUCUGCUUAUCCCUUGCGUGGGAAAGGGGAUUUCCUGAUCUCAAGAAGUACCUCAUAACAUUAUAUCCAGGGCAUUGCAAUCUUUUUGUGAACAUUCUGCAAAGACCUAAAGUGCUCUGACGAAUGAGCACUUCCAGGAGAACUGAGAAAAAAGUGUUCUGCAAAUUAUGGCCUGGUUACAGCAGAGUAUACAACAGAGUAUGCAAAGGUGUGCCUCCAUGACUAAAUUUGAAUAGUGGCUUCUUACACUUUCUAAAAAUAUCGGAAAGUUUUCUAAUUUUGCUUAUAUAGUUCUUUAGGAACACAUGGGUUACUUUGCAGGUAAAUGCUUCUGCAUAUGAAUAAAAAAUAGUGGAAAAAAUCAUAUUAAGUACUGCUAAAAAUAUAUAACGUGCUUCAUAUCUUCCUACUUACCUAUAUGAAGAUAGUAGCUUUAACAAUGUUUGAUAAUAUUUUAGAUUUUAAACUUCUUUUACCGAAAAGCUGUCUUUUAUCUCUUCCCCCUUUCACAGGUGUAUCUCUGAGUGCCCUCCCUAUGUAUUUGAGUGAAAUUUCACCCAAACAGAUCCGUGGUUCGUUAGGACAAAUUACAGCAAUCCUCAUCUGCGUCGGUGUCUUCAGUGGACAAGUUUUAGGACUACCUGAGAUAUUUGGAAAGGUCUGUAAUAUUCUGAAUUGCACUUUUACUGUCAUAAUGAAGCUGAGUUAGAAUCCUAGAAUUGUACAGUUGGAAGCGCAGCUGGGAGUCAUCUGGUCCCAACCCCUUUGCAAUGCAGGAAUCCCAGGGCACGCUCAGCUCAGGGGGGAGAUACACCAGACAGCACUCAAGACAAAGUAUUGUCCAUGGCAACUGUCCUUAGCCACAGACAAAUUUUCCCCCCAAUAACCAGAUUCUCCAUAGCUCAGACAGACACAUAGUUCCUCUUCCGAUUUCCAAACUCCCACAAGGAUAGAAUUCUGCAGUACUAGGCAAACAGUAAAUAAGAAAGCUGCAAAAGAGCUAUCCCCAUGCAUGUGCUCAUAAGUUCAAUAUUUACUGACUAGAGGAACACGAGGGCGCAUAAGGGGUGUGACAGCGGCCACAGAACUUUUCUCAGUUUGGGUGCAACCUGCCAUUAGCAUGGAAAGGGAAACCCCAGUAACAGUGGCAUGUGACUGAAGGUGCAGGUCAUCAGCUGCAAAUUCACCCUUAAAACCUUUGGAGCAAACAGCAACUAUUCUGGCCAACUAUAAAUGAUAAGUGUGCAAAGCAGUUGAAGUGCAACAAAGGUCUGAAUCACGUUAGGAGUUGCCCUUCUGGAAGAGCCCACAGGUCUUGGAUAUAGCAAGCCUAACUUCAGACUGCAACGGAUAACAGGUGUUAUGACCACAUGAUGGCGAUAUUGCUCUGAGUAAAUGCAUCUGAUACCUUGAGCGGUUUUUUAUCUCAAUAUGUUAUUCUUUAUUCAUUUAUUCCAACAUUGAUCUUUAGUGUCCAUAUAUAGCAGAUGCAUGGAAUUGGAAAGGGUAAAAAGCGUGAGGCAGCUUGAGAUUAAGUGGCGCCCUAGGCAGACAUCUGAAACGGGAUGUGAAGUUGAAAGGGAUCAAAAACAAUCUGUUAAAUGCAGCUCCCUGCUUCAAGGCAAGACAGUCCCCCCAAAGAGGAGGCUUUUAUCAGGGGCUUUGAGGUCCUCUCUGCAGCCACAGCAUCCUUUUCGUGCUUCACUCAGAUUCUUCAUCUUCACAGCUAGCAAGCUAUGCCCUUGAAGGACAAGGGGACUCUCCUGCAAACCUCUGCAGCUACUUCAACUCAUUCCUUAGCCAGGCAAAAAGUGUAGAAGUUGCAGUUUGCAACCAAGGAGAAUGUUUGGGCUGGUGUAAUUUGUUGGCUGGGGGCAGCGGGGUAACUGUUUUGGAAUGUGGGGAGAUUUUGGAGGUCAACCACAUUAUGUAUUGAACAGGAUUUGUAUACUGCUUAAUUGUAAAUAAAGCCUCUAAGCAGGUUAGCAAAAAUUAGCAAUGGGUGAUAUUCAAUGCUAGUCCUACUAAGAGUCCUCAUUGAGUUUAAUAGAUAGGAAUAACACAAAUGUGAGCAAGUCUAUUCUCAAUACAAACCCAUAUAUUCUGGAAAGCUGUUUGUUCACUGUGUGUUUAAGAGGACCCCUCUUAAGAUAUCAUAACCAAAUUUUGCAUUAUGGUUCCAGAGAUGGAAGGGCAGGUUUUUGUCUAUGUUGGUAUGCAGUUGGGUGCCAUUUUCCGACUCUUUCAAAACUUCAUUGAUUUUAAUUUCAAAACUGCACUGCUUUUUUGGUCAAGGGUAGAAAUAAGUUUGUGUGUUUAAAAAAUACAAUUAUGUAUAAAAUCAAAAGCUAACAUAUACAUUAUGAACUAAAAUUAGAGAUUAAAAUACAUGUCAUCUUCACAUGUCUAGGUAGGUUGCCUAAACAAAAAGGGGUUUAGCAGGUGCUGAGGCGAGUACAGCAAACAUCUAAAGUCAAUAGGCAUGGAGUUGUAAAGGCUGUCGCACUAAAAGACUGUGGGUAACUCUUGACGUAAUCUUAAGUGGAGCUCAGACCUGGUACGUGAUGUAGGUGCUGUUGAACCGGUUGGAAACAGUGACUGUAGUGCUAUCAUAGUUGCAUGAGAGUAGGCAAUUGCCAAGAAAAUUCCAAACAGUUUUUAGAUACCAAAUGUGAGGGGAUUGAGAAGCAGAAAGUUGACAGGAGAAAGUCAUGACUCAUGAGGGUCUCCCAAAUGCUUGAGAGUUGUUUAGAACCACAAUAUUACAAGCUCAGCUAGAAUGUAUACUGAAUGUCAUGGGCGGCUACUCAGCCCUGGGAAAGGUGUGAAACAACAACAACAACAACAGUUUAUUAUUUAUAUGCUGUCCAUCUUAAUGGGUUCCCCUGACUCCCCUGGGUGGCUUCCAACAAAUUAAAACACAGUAUGAUUGGGGACAGCGUUAAUGAAGGGAAACACACAGGCAAGUUGUAAAAAGACAGACUAGUAGAGAUAAAUGGUGAAUAAUAUAGCAUUGAGAGCUAACUGCUAGGGCUGGGUGAAACAGCAAUAUGUCAUCCAAUGCCAGUCUGAAGUCCAUAUCAUGAAGCUGGUUUCCUAAUUUUUGACCUGGCAAUACAUUGUGGAUCAUUAUAUGUGUGUGUGUGCUGUUCAAAAAUCACGAUGCAGGAAAACCUGUGAAGCCAGCCAGUGCCUCUAUAGCUCCAUCCUUAUUUCAGACAUCAUGAUAUAUCAGUAUAUCACAAUGUUUAGCUGGUGAUACUUCAUGAUGCUGAAAACCAGAUAUCACCCAGCCCUACAAACUCUUGCUCCUACUAUUAGCUGCCUCUUCAAUGGAAAUUAUAGGUUAGUCCUUCCUGCUCCCCCAGUCUACUGUGUGGCGACUUUGACCCUCUAGCCCAUGGGUAGGCAAACUAAGGCCCAGGGGCUGUAUCCAGCCCAAUCGCCUUCUAAAUCCAGUCCGUGGAUGGUCAGCAUGUUUUUACAUGAGUAGAAUGUGUCCUUUUAUUUAAAAUGCAUCUCUGGAUUAUUUGUGGGGCAUAGGAGUUUGUUCAUAUUUUCCUCCGAAAUAUAGUCUGCUCCCCCCCACAAGGUCUGAGGGACAGUGGACCGGCCCCCUGCUGAAAAGGUUUGCUGACCCCUGCUCUAGCCUGCCUGAAUUUGACCCACAAGCAGAGAGCAGACAUUUUUCAUGAUUAUGCCAAUAACUCAAGAAGGUCGUAGAACGAGGUGCAGAAUCUCGGGGUUGGAGGAAAACUUGACUCACACAUACCCAGUACAGAAAUUGGUUAAGAAAUAGGGCAUCAGCAAAAGUCAUUUGUAGCAUAGUGCAGCGUAAUGGAGCAGGAAGCCUAUUAACACUUAAGGGCAUGUUUGUAGAAUUAAAGCUACAUCUUGGAAGGAGGCGCAGGAGAAAACCUCCACGAAAUGGCUUCAGUUUCUGAUUUCAGAGCCUGGGUUAAGCGGGACUCCCUGGUUAGCCUUAACCAAAAUGCCAUUCAGUUGAGAGUGCUGGUGGGAGUUUGCACUCUGGAAGGGUGGGGUUAAUUGCGGUUAAGUAAUUGGCAACAUUGCAUCUCUACCAGACGCAUAAGAAUGAGGGUGCAAAAAGCAAUUAACGAGCUAAAUGGCUCCAGAAAAUUAACCAUGUUAGCCUGUUGCGUCAAGAAAACAAUAACAGAUAAGCCUGUGGAACCUUAAAAGACUUGUACUAAAUGUAUGAGGUGCCAAGAAUCAUUGGACUUUCUUUCUUUCUUUCUUUCUUUCUUUCUUUCUUUCUUUCUCCUUGCAUUAUAUUGACAAGUGGUAAUGAAAAUUCCAUGCAGGGUUCAGACCUGCCCUGGUAGUGAUUGGCCACUGCCAAUUUGGGUGGCUUUUAAACAGGACAAGUUUGUGAAAGAUCUGUUGCUACUAGCCAUUGUCAGAGGCGACAUUCACUCGGAAUCACAGUUGGGGAGAGUGUUGCUGGGGCGCAAAGGUCCUGCCCCCUGGCUUCCCCCUGGCUGGUCACUCUGGGAACAGGGUACAGGAUUAAAUGGGCCUCUGGCUUGACCUCGGAGCGCUUACGUUCUCAUACAACAGGUCAAACGAUCUUCUGUAUUUGCCCAAUUAAUAAAUAUGAUCAGAAAAAUGAAAAGCUCAACAAAUAUUUCUCCCCUGCUCCCAAUUUUCUAGUAAUUUAGUGCCGUCCUAACUUGCUAUCUUGAUUUUCAGAUAUCAAAAGAAAACAAUACAUUUCCAUCCCAUUCUUCUUAGGUUUGCAUAGGCUGUGGGAGCAACAAGGGAGACCCAAUGCCACUGGCCCAUCAGUGUAACCUGCAACAUGGAUCCUGAGCCUGAGUUGGCAGAGGGCUGACCCCCCAGUUGCUGCUAAUCCAUGCCUCAACAUCAGCUUCUCUCCUCCCCACCCCCCACCCCCACAUUGCACAUAAGCAGGCAGCACGGAGGGAAAUAUCAGCAGUUUUUCACCGUUUCUAAGCCAGAGGGGGAAAGCUGUAGAGCAAUGUUUACUGAAGGAAGGUCAGUGGACCUGAAAGAGAGCCUGAGAUGACAUGGCUGUGAAGAAUGAGGAAAGAACGGCUCUUUUGACACGUAGCCAGUCAAUUUAAGGAAAGGUCUGUACAGUAUUUCUUUUAAAGGUUUUUUUAAAAAUGUUGUGAUACAGAGAGAGAGAGAGAGAUGCAAAAGCUCGCAAUGCUUUGUGAGAGAUCAUUAUGUAAACGCCUUCAUUUUGAAAUAAGUCACUAAAAUAAACAUUUUGCGGGCUCUUGGAGGGCAACUGCUGGCAAUGUGCAUUCGCUUAUUCCCACCUCCAAGUACAGUCAUACCUCUUCUUGCGAAUGCUUUAUGUUGCGUUUUUUUCAGGUUUAAAAUGUGGCAAACCCAGAAGUGUUUACUUCUGGGUUUCGCCGCAUGGGCAGAAGCGUCUGUUCAGUUCACACAUGCGCAGAAGUGCUCUAUCACGCCUCGCACAUGCACAGAAGCGCCGCUCCACUCUGGUUACGGACUUUUUGGGGUGCGAACGACACCCCAGAACGGAUCAUGUCUGCAACCAGAGGUACCACUGUAUAAGUGAAUAAUAGUAAAUUAUUAUUAUUAUUAUUAUUAUUAUUAUUUUAUUUUAUACCCCACCCAUCUGUUUCCCCAGCCACUCUGGGCGGCUCCCAUUUAAGUGUUAAAACAAUACAGCAUUAAAUACUAAAAACUUUCCUAAACAGGGCUGCCUUCAGAUGUCUUUUAAAAAUAAGAUAGCUGCUUAUUUCUUUGACACCUGAUGGGAGGGUGUUCCACAGGGCGGGCACAACUACCGAGAAGGCCCUCUGCCUGGUUCCUUGUAACUUCACUUCUCGCAAUGAGGGAACCGCCAGAAGGCCCUCGGCACUGGAUCUCAGUGUCCAUAUAGGAGAAACUAAAGAGAUUUAACCUGGAAACAUCAUGGAGAUGGGGGAGAAAGCUGCUCCUUGUGGCCCCAGCCAUUGUCUGUAGACCCACCUAUUCAUGUGGUCAGCCCACCCUCAGCCCUGUUUUUUAUGUGUAUUGUGCAUGCAUAUGGCAGAAUGGGGAGAACCAGCAUAUAUAUGGUCCGCACAGGUAGAUUUCUUGUCCUGCAUCAACCUUUCCAACCUGCUGUCCUCCACAUUGUACCACAGCUGCUGUCAACAUGGCCAACGGUCAGAGAUGAUGGGAUUUGUGCCCUCUGAAUGUUGUGGACUGCCAGGGUUGGGAAGGUUGUCAUACGCUAUAUGUCUGUCAUAGCAGACCUUGAACCUUGACCUUUCCUUUCCUUUCCUUUUAGUAGUGCAUAACUGGGAUACUAUUAAGUAUGAACUUUGGAGUCACAAAUUUCAACACAUGAGUUCAGGUUGAUCAGUGUCAUCUAAGUCUUACCAAGUUGGGUUUUUUUUAACAUACACAAUUUUGAAUAUUUUGCUAAGAAAAUGAAUAGUGGGUCUUGAUUUCAAAUGAGAAAGUUUUAUUUUCUCAUUUUAUUUUAUAAAAUGAGACUAUUUUAUUUCAGACACUGGCAAAUCAUCGUUUUUAGUGUUUUACAUUCAGCUGCCACUUUAUGCCUUUGCAAAGGAUGAAAUUAUGCUAAUUGAAUCGCAUGAAUUUGUCCCGAUUGUUGAAUCUGUCACACAUGAGUAAUACUGCUUAGAUAAAGAAAUAAAAGAAUGCUGAAAUUAUAGCAUAUUCUAAUUUGUGUCUCAGAUGUAUUAAACUGGUAGAAGUAUUUGAGUAUUUUUAAAAAGUGAUAUAGAAUACCUGUCAGAAGGGGGGGAAACAAAUAAAAGAAUGGGAGAAGGACCGUUCCUCCUGCAUUUUAAUAGUAAGUAAAACUACUGCUACAAAAUCAAAGUAAGCUAUCCAAAUAAGCUAUAGAGUACUUUAUUUAUUAGGGUAAUACUAUCAAAAUAACAGGAUUUUUUUGUUUUCAAGAAAAUAAAGCGGGAUAUCAAAUCCAAACUCAAACUCAAACUCAAAUAGGCCCUUGUGUACUUGAUUAGAAAGAGAAGUCUGUAUCAUAUUUUUAAAAAUCAUUGGGCUGAAAGAAAAAAAAUGCAUCUUCAAUAUGCAAACCAGCUGUGAAUCAGGGGCGGAGCUUUAUGCUCCGGCACCGGGGGCAGAGAGCAGGCGGGGGCGGGCUGGCGCAUGUUCUGGGGGCAGGGUGCCCAGCGCGGGGGGGGCAGCUGCGAUGGAGCCCCACCGGGAUCGCACUGCCGGGGACAGGGUGCUCCCCCCACCCCCUCGUCCUCCCCCCACCCCCCUCGUCCUCCAACAGUGCUGUGAAUUCACUCAUUUAUAUGUAAGUUCUAUUAACAUUUAUUGGACAGAGAAGUGUGGGCAAUAUACCAGUCCUUGAAGUCAGAUACAUGAAUUUACUAACACGGUUACUAAAAGAGCAUUGUGGCUGUUGAUAGAGCAACCCUCUAUCAAUUUGCCUAAUCUGUUUUAAAACCGUUUAGUUGCCUCUAUCACCACAUUGUGGCAGUUGACCCAGUAAGUUGUUUGAAGGUAAUCUUUCCCUGAACCUUCCUUGCCACUAAGUUUGAUUGGUUCUACUACUGUAAAAGUGGGAGAAAAAAGAAUAUCUCUCUGCUCCCCCUAGUCCACUCUUAAUUUAUAGAAUUAAUAUCCGCUUUAUUGCCCCACGCCCCAUAAAGCAAAUCCCAAACAAUUUCCGCUUUCCUUCUGCUCCAGCCCUCGACUAUGUUGGUGAGCUUUUUAUAUAUUUUCUCCAACUCCUAUCUUUUUCAAAUGUGGGGAUGUAAAAUGCAAUCUGAAAAGCCGCUGAUAAUCAGAGUGACCUGACAGUUGAAGCCCUGUUUGGGAGGUAUCCAGAUUGUUUGCAGAUGCAUGGACACAAAGUUCUGUUGGUUAGCGCUAAUACACCAGCAGCAACCCUUCUUGGAGUUCAGCGAUCCGGGUGCUUCCCCUGCAUCAGCACAGCAUCCCUAGAGUGGACAUAAAAGGGGAUGUCUGAACCAGCCAGUCGGAACUUCUUGUUUCUCCUAGGCUGGGACAGGCUUCCUCUGCAUGUGACUAGAGGUGGACGUGACCUCACCUGCCCAGGUAACAAAAGAGCAGGACUGGUCAGCCAUAUCUCUCUUUCUCUCUGACCACAUUCAUCUAAGAAGCAACAUCUGCUUAGCCUAAGAUGCUCUCUUGGCUUGCAGAGAGGACAAAGGGGCUGUCUCCUUAUGGGAUAUUACUUUUCUAACUUAAGUCUGCCUUCUGGAAUCCAAUUGUGAACAGAAUGUGAGUGAGUAAACUCUUUCUAUACUUUUAUAGAAGACUGUGUUGUGUCUAUCUUUUUAUGAGGGACUAAAUGGGGAAUUACCAAAAGGAAAACUCAUUUUAGAGGCUUUAGCGAGCCUGAGCAAAUGCAUCCGCUGUGCAAGUUUAAAAAGGGGAAAUGUUACUCUACUAAAUUGUGGAACUUGUUAACACAAGUUGGAAAGGAUAUAAUCAAACAAUAUGUCCUCUCCUGCAUCCCUGAACAUUCCCACAGUUUUUAACUAUGAUUUUGUGUGAUGUGUGAUUUUGCUUGUGAGGUAGUGUAUUGCGUGCGUGUGGCCCAUUAUUUCUUCUGGGGCCCUCCCCCCCCACCACCACCUGCAAGAGAGGAAACAGAUUUGCACAUGACACAAAAUGCAUGCAGCUCAAAGUUUUAUGCAAAUUUGUGUUCUCUUUCGAGAGAAGGGAGGAGGACCCAAUCCACAUCUGUGUCCUGGGCCCAGGAAAUCCUUUUGACAUUCUUGGUUCAGAUAUUGCAAUGUACUCUCUGCGCAGCUGCCCUUGGAAAGUGUGUGGAAGCUGCAGUUGGGCAGGUAUAUAAAUAGCCCUUCACGUAGGCUUUGUUCGCUAAGAUAAACCUCCAGGCAUUCAGACACAGAAGGUUAUGUAAACGGAAAGGGUGCUGUGGCUAUUGCUGUGUUGCAAAGCGUUAAAGCAGAUGGGGCUGGGCUAGUAACAUUAGCAAGGCUGGAUCGGUGCAAAGUUCUAGUGCUCACCUCCAGCAAAGAGCGGCUCUCCCAAUUUUAUUCUUAUCCAUUUGCUUCCAGUCACAGUUCUAGGGGCUCCGUGACAGAGCAUCAGCCUUGCAUCCAAAAGUUUAAUCCCUGGCAUCUUCCGUACCGGAAUGGGGGAGACCCCUGUCUGAAACCCCAGAGACCCUCUGCCAGUCAGCGUAGACCAGUGGUGUCCAAACUUUUUUCAAAGAGGGCCAGAUUUGAUGAAGUGAAGGGCCGUGGGGGCUGACCAAAGGGCCAACCUUUUUUUUAGGAUUUAGGGUUAGAGUUGUUGAGGUUUUGGGGGGAUUUUACCCCAGGAAAUAAACUGCUACAGGGGCUGGAUUAAACUGACCGGUGGGCCGGAUUAGGCCCCCGAAACGGACUUUGGCCAUGCCUGACGUAGACAGUAUUGAGCAAAAUGGAUGCCAUGGUCUGACUCGGUGUGAGGCAGUUUCCUCUGUGUGCAGGCUCUCCUAUCUUGGGGAAAGUAGCCUUCCAUGCCUGUACACUUUUAGGACCGGUGAAUAGGGUUGCCACCCAUCUCUAGAAAAACGUCCUUUCUUUUUUUUAAGAAAAGUGUCCCCUGUCCUGUUCAGACUUCAAAGUUUUUGCAUGGGCGGAGGGAGGGUCACAGGAAGUUGCUGUGCACUGGCUUGCUAUGGUGGAAGUUUUGCAUGGGCAGGGGGGCAGCGGAUGGGUCGGAGAGCGGGAAAGAGAGUUUUUGCAUGGGCACACUGGAAGAAGUGGGUCAGAGACAGAGAUGGCGAGGGUGCAGUCUGUCCUGGUCUGUCCAUUCAGUGGAGAGUGGGGGUGGGAUUUUUCUUACAGUUGUAAAUCAUAGUGCUUUUGUUGUUUUUAUUCAUUGAAUAAACCCAUGUAAACCCCGAGUAGCUUUGUAAUGGAUUGCUUUGAAGUCAUACCUGCAGCGGGGAAUGUGAUUUUUAGCUCCCUGAUUCCCCCCUCAACCUGUCCCAUAUUUUGCCUGACCAAAGGUGGCAACCCUACUGAUGGCGUCACAUCAGUGGUCGCAUCCAGAGCAGCUGUUUUAGUUGUGGUGUCACUUCUUUGGAAUUCCCUCUCAGAGAAAACACCACCAGAGCCUGGCCUUAUAAAUAAGUGCCUUGAUACAAGAUAGGCAGUUGGUCUCCGUGUGCUUCAUUCUGACUGCCAGGGGCUUUCCAAGUCAUCAAGCAGAUAUUCCUAGCCAAGGAGAAAAAGAGAUGCAGGGAUUGAAUUUAGGAGCGCCUGCUGCUGGAUUAUGAAUGUUCCCUAUGUUUAUGUUUAUUUCUUCAUUACAUUUGUAUCAAUAUUUUCUUCCAGCAUUACCUUUACAUUUUGUUUUGUGUUUGUUUCUUGCAGGAAUCCAUGUGGCCCUAUUUAUUUGGGAUGAUAAUUGUCCCAUCACUUAUCCAAAUGGCAGUCCUGCCUUUUCUUCCGGAAAGUCCUCGCUUUUUGCUGCUUGAAAGACACGACACAAAAGCAGCAGAAAAAGGUGCUGUGCUUUUGUUUUUCAUCAUUUGUCUGUUUGCCUCGAAAGACAGGAAUUCCCCUGAAAGUGCAAAUAUCCUUUCGUUUUGCAGUCUACUUUCUUUAACUCCAAGAGUCCUACAAAAAUUGCAUAAUAUCAAAACAUUCGAGGCAGUCGCAGUCUGCUUUUCCACCAUUCAACUCUGUUUCAUGCAAAGUAUCUUCCUCCUACAACUAGGGUUUUCUUGGUGGUGGCCCCGCCAUAUGGAAUGCCUUGCUAUGUGUGGUAUGCCAGGCCUCAUCCCUAGGAUGUUUUCAGGUGACCAGUUGACAGGACUGCUCAAAAAGGCCUUCUUCAACUUACUAUUAGCUCUGCUGGUUUGGUUUAAUUUUUAUGAUGGAGUUUAACUUGAGGAUUGCUUUAUGUUUUUUAAUACUGUUUUCUAUUGUGACAUUGCAGGGAUGCAGGUGGCACUGUGGGUUAAACCACAGAGCCUAGGACUUGCCGAUCAGAAGGUCGGCAGUUCGAAUCCCCGCCACAGAGUGAGCUCCUGUUGUUCAGUCCCAGCUCCUGCCAACCUAGCAGUUUGAAAGCACGUCAAAGUGCAAGUAGAUAAAUAGGUACCGCUCCGGCGGGAAGGUAAACGGCGUUUCCGUGCGCUGCUCUGGUUCGCCAGAAGUGGCUUAGUCCUGCUGGACACAUGACCUGGAAGCUGCACGGCGGCUCCCUCGGCCAAUAAAGCGAGAAGAGCGCCGCAACCCCAGAGUCGGUCACGACUGGACCUAAUGAUCAGGGGUCCCUUUACCUUUAUCUUUACCUUUAUUGUGACAUUAGUACCUAAAUAGGCAAUGGCUAUGCCUACAGGUUCGCAUUCUCCAAAUCUACAGAGUAAUAAUCCUAGCAUGUAUUUGUAGGUGUGUGUUGUUUUUUAACUUAUUUGUAUCCAGAAGCUGAAUCAAUACCAUAUUCAGUACUACAUCUGUGUUCCCAUGGACCUCAAGUGUACACAAAGUCUAGGAGAUGAACCAAAUUCAUAUGAAGUGCCUGGUAUAAUUUACAUGGAGGCAGAUCUAUACAACCAUUUUUUUAGCCAGAAAAAAAGGAAAUGUUUGAUGCAGAUUAACUCUUUGAUCCAUUGUGUCUGCUUGGUCUGAACGCAACCACAAUUUGCAUUCUAAACAAACAUAUGACUUGUGGGUUUACAGCAUUUCAGACCUUUCUUGGCAAAUCUGAUGUGUCGUAUGAAGUAGAAGACGUGUUGGAAGAGAGUCGCGUGCAGAGAAACAUGCAGAUAGCAUCUAUCUUUCAGCUUUUGUGUGACAGCAGUAAGCGAUGGCAGAUCCUCACCGUAAUUGUAACCAUGGCCUGCUACCAACUCUGUGGUCUUAAUGCUGUAAGUGAGAUGACGGCAAAUAAUGUGUAAAAGAUACAUUUCUAUGUUUUGCUCCAAUGUUUCAAGAUCUUUCUAGAAUAUUUCUAGAAUGUUUUGGCGACGGCCUCAAAUCUCUGAAUGGAAGGGCAUUUAGAAAGGCAAAAGGGUUUGUCCUAUCAUAGGAUCACAGAAUUGUAGAGUUGGAAGGGACCAUCCAGUCCAACGCCUCUUUCAGACCAAAGCCCCCUUCCCCUGAAAGCUUGGGCUCAGCCUGGGAGGGCCUUUAAUCCAGCACCAUCAUUCCCCUGCCAGCCCCCCCCCCCCAGUGGAUCAGAGGGUAGAGCAAAACCGGUGAUAAACACCAUUUUGCAUGUAUUAUUUUUGUUAGUGAAGCAUUGCUACUUAGCACUGUUACCGAAAAUAAUCAGCGUUUUUAUUGAUACACAAUGUUUAAUUCAGCAAGUAGCACUGGGCAACUUUACACCUGUGGGCGUGAUGGGAGUUUUACUCACUCCUUUUUCUCCUGCAGCUACCAAUCCUCUGGAUAAUUCCUCUUAUCCUUCUAGCAGAUCUUUGAGGCUGCAGGGGGAGGGGUGGAAGGAUAAGUCCCAUUUGCCAAAGCAGAUAUCGUUGCACAAGUGCGAUGCCACGUAGCCCCUUAUCUUCAUGCUAUGAACUUUGAAGAAAGAUGCAGCAACAUAAGGCAAAAUGUGAUGCAUCAAUUCUUCAAAACACAUUCCUAAGUUUCCUAGUAUUGGGGGGAUAGAUCUCAUAGUUACUGAACCAAUGCCAUUGUCUUCAGCUCAGUAAUAAUGUUUGUAGGUAAGUAGGGGUGUGUUUUGUUGUGUUGUGUUGGUAUGUGACUGAGUGUGAGAGAGAUGCAUUAACUCAUUUUUCCUGUUACAAUAUUUAAUCUUUGUUCUUUUUCACUGGUUAUGCCUUACUCCCUGACCCAUUAAAUUUCCUGAAGGGCAAAUUCAAGUCCAAGUCAGAUCACUAAGUUAACAACCUGAUUUCAGUCUUAUUCUGCCAGCAAUUCCGGAAUAGCUGUUGACUGGCCAGUCUCCCUCCUUUCAGCCACUGUGAGAACAGGAUGCUGGAGCAGAUGGUCUAAUGGGCUGAUCCAGGGGGUUCUUCUUAUGUUCUUAGAUGCAGUAGAUGCCUUCUUUUCAUCAUAACUACCAAGCCAAGGCAGCCCCAAUAUAUUGCAUUUGCCCAGUCCAUGUUGCUCAGAUGAAAUGGGAUCAUCAUGCUUCACUUUGAAAUGCAUGGAAAACAUUCUUUCACAGAGACUGACAUCUGUGGAGGAAAUCAAACACCCCAAAUGAAUUCUGUUGCUCUCUAAAUAAGCUGCCUGGGAUGAUGGCAUGACCACAUCUCAUUAAUGGAUAACUUGAAAAUUACUCUGUGUCAGAUGAUGGGUGUAAUAUCUUUUUUAAAAGGAAAACCUUUUGCACCUUCCAAAGCAAUUUGUAACGAUUUUUUGCAGUAUCUCUCUAAGAGUUAAUUAGAUGUUACUGAGAAAUUCUUCGCUGUCUGCUGUGAAUAAGAUGAAAAUCGCACUUCAUCAUACCUUCAAUAAACCUACAAAAGACAUCCCACAAAAAGUAUAGCUUUCUACUAACUGCAGGAUUUCAGUACUAAUGACAGGCUUGUUCUGUUCCUUGUUGUGGAUACUUUACUGAGAAAAGAUAUGGAAUUAUCUUGUCAUCUAUUCGGUUUACAGCUCUUCUUAUAAUUAUACUUACAAGAAAUAGAAAAGUGCCAUGUGCCGUGAAAUAACCAAGGCAGGGUUUUCCCCCCCAGUCCUGCACUUGCAGUACUGGAAAUAGAAUGGGAACAUCUGGGAUUAUGGCAAGAUUUCUUCUUGGAGAAGGGGGGGGGAAUCUAGAAAUGAAGUGGUAUUGAUUCCCUCUAAGAGUUACUCAGGUUUAAAGACUCAGUAGAACUGGUGCGUUUCAUGUGGGGUUCUGCACUCUUGAAAAAGCUGUGAGGGAGCAUCCCUGUGAGGGUGGAGAGUUGCAAAAAGAACUGAACAUAAAUGGUUGGGUAACUGGGAGAGGUUAGUUUUUUGAAAAUUUGUGGGCUAGGUUGGAAGAGGGUGAUAAAUCAUAGGGUUAGGGUUAGGGAGGAGCUUUGAGAGUGUUAAGAGCACAAACAAUAACACUUUCCUGUUGUUUGCAUAUAUCUUUUUCCAGAUUUAGCCAUCUGCUUAUUUCCUGAGCUCCCAACUAGGGUAAACUGAAAAAUAAUAUAUCAGCAUACUAUUUCUUCUUCUUUAAAUUUACAGUCAAGGGACUUUCCAGACGAUCACUUUAGAGAGCAAAUGUUGCUGCUCCUACAUUGUGUGAAAUUCAGAUUUCUUUCCUCAGAAAAGCACUUUUCUUUUUUGUGGGGUGGAAGGCUGCCAUAAUGUUUUCCAUUGUUGCAAUGGUAUACCCUGCUCAUUGUAUUUAUAUAACACCACAAUGUUCAACAAAAUCUCGACAUAUUAUAAUCAGUCGCAUGUUUCUAAUUUGGUUUAUUAAAGUGCUCCAGCACAAUUGGAGCAUAGGGUUGUGCUGUUAACGUCCGGUUGGAUGUCACUGGGCAAGAUGCUCAACACAGUAAUUUGCAUCCUUUGGCCAGUCCAUCAUUACUGAGGCAUUAUAUGUAUGUAGUCUUACAUUUUAAUUAGAUUCUAAAAACCGUUUUGAAAUCAAAUAACUGAAAAAAAUGGUUUCUUGUUACAGAUUUGGUUCUACACAAAUGAGAUUUUCAAGGGAGCUGGACUGAGUUCAGAAAUAAUCCCAUAUGUUACUUUAAGCACAGGAGGGAUUGAGAUUUUGGCUGCCAUUUUCUCCGUAAGUACUGUGUCUUCUGCGCCCUGUAGAAUCCUUUUAGCUCCCUCCUCUUUCAAUUUGAUGUGACAUUUUCAGGUAAAAAGCAGACAGAAGGGCUAUGUUUUAUAAACUUUAUUCAACUUUACUCAAUAUUUUAAGAGAUUGGGAUGCAGGAAAUUUCAAGUCUGCAGUCAUUAUGAGUUCUCAAUAAAUUAGAUUAAUCUAGUUUAUUGCUGUAUUAGUUUUUCAUUUAUUUAAAUAGCACCAUUAAUGUGUGUCUCUCAUAGAAUCACAAAACUGCAGAGUUGGAAUGAGUCCUGCAGUCAUCUCAUCAGUACUGUGAACCUUACUAUCUAAAAUCCAGUACAGGGAAGAAGAGUAGGGGGGUGGUAAACAGUGAAUAAAUAUGUUAUAGUUUGAAUUGCAAGUUUAGUUCUUGGUCUUUGCACUGAGUUCUUUUCCUUGGUAUUGAAUUUAGGCCAAUGUUUAUUUUAGCCUAUGUUACCACAAAAGGAGAAAGAGGGGGGAAGGGGGGGAGGAGAGAGAGAGAGAGACAUUGUUUUCUGUGGUACAAAAGGCCUCAUGUUAGAAAAUGACCACGACCAUUGAGAACUAGUUACUUUUAAAAUGUGGGGGCCAUAUACAGUUGAAAGGAUGCACAGUCCAGACCCAUUUACUUAUUUUAAAAGCAUAUGAAUAACUUUCCCGCACUGAAAUCAGUGACAUUCACAGUUCCAAUCCUGAAAAUGGUGGGACUUGCUUGUAAGAAAGCCUGCCUAAGACUAUGCUACGCGAGUGAUGGAAUUUGGUUGGAUCAUGUCAUAUAUUUAAAAGUGUACAUUUACUGGAACAAAUUUAUACUUUAUACAAAAGAAAACUGUAGGCAUUUGAAAACGUUUGUAGGCCUGAAUUGAAAUGUUUUGUAAUGUAAACAUAAGGAACUAAUUUACCAAUAAUAAGGUGAAAAAUUAUAAUUUGACAAAGGGUAAAUAAGCGAUUAUAGAAAUGCAAAGAAUAUAGAAAGGUAUGUGGAAGUCAGAAGGAAGGGAGGGAAGGAGUACUCUUGCAGAGUAAUAUAUUAAGUCAUAGAAUUAUGUAACAAAAUGUGAAUAUGAUUUAAGUGGAAAACUCAAUAAAAAUAUUUUUAAAAAUAAAAAUAAAAGUGUACAUGUAAUUUACAAAUAUGUCACAAUCAAAAUUGCCACACAGCUGGCUUUCUUCCUGAGGAUGAAAGAUGUUGUGGGGACUUCUUUGCUUACCUUGGGUGCUUUUAAUUCAUUCAUUUUAGCGGGGGGGGGGGGAAUUAUGCAACUACAAUAAAUGAAAUGUGAGCCUCAUUCACCUGUCGGGGUGCAUAGGAUUGCAGCCUCCAAGGGGGGGGAGAUCCAAGAACGACAUAUUCUCUGUUUGUAUAUCAACUUGAUGAAUUUAUUCAAAUGGGCUGCUCAGUGAUUACCCAAGUCCUAAGCAUGCUUGCUUUUGCACUUCAUUUGACUAGACCAGCCUUGAUAAAUAUAAUUCAUAUUCAUUGCUGUCAAUAAAUUGUAAGAUCAGUGCAGCUGAGCAAAGCUAGGCAAAGCAAACACUGAAGUCGAUGCCAUUGAUUGUGUUGACAUUUUUUAGUCCUUUCCAUGCAGAAAAUUCUGCUGCUUUGUUGUCUUUGAUAUUAUAUACAGUUCCGACAGAAGGCAAGUUCCCAUAGCAGCAAAGCUAAAAAUGGAAUGUGAGGUCAUGAGCAUCGGAGCAAGAAGGAAGGAAAAAGCUGCACAGUUUAAUUCAACUUUUAAUUAAUUAAUGCUUGAACACAUGCUUAAUAAGAGGGGUGUGCUGCAGGGGCCACUAAAAGUGGAGUUGCAACCAACUUACCAUGGAGCCAAAAAUGUAAUGUGGUUUUCUGUGUAUGUGAUGUGCAGGCAUGUGUGAAUUGACCCCCUGGCAGAGGCUCCGAUGCCCGUAAUUGCUGACACUCUCCCUAAUACUCUCUUAUGCUUCCAUGACACUUCUCUAAAUGCAUGGUUAAAUUAAAUAUUUCUAAUAUAAAACAUGCAGAAUUUUUGAAAUAGUUUAUGCACAGAUAAAACAAAAACACUGUGUGCCUAAUGGCCAAAGUAAUACAAAGUGGGUCCUCAUUGCUCCAUGUGUGUAGAGCCUCUGAAAAUUCACUCUGACAAACAGUGGUGAGCACCAUUUAGAAUAUUAAUACUGUUGUUAGUGUGACUUAAUGGUAUAUUAAUUUGGUUGUAAAUGGUGGGCAGAAACCAUUAUUCCACUUCAGUGCAGCUUAUGCAGCAGACCAGGUCUAAUCGUGUGUUUUACAUAUAGACAGUUAAAACACUUGGAAUAUGAAAAAAAGUUAUCUAUGUUCCAGUUUGGAGAGUUUUUGUUUGUGUUGUAAAAAGUAUAGCGUUGUGAUCCAGGUGACUAAUCCUAGCGUCUUUAGGAUUCCCUGAGAGACAUGGAUCCCCAUUGCCCUUAGAUUGAUCCAUGAGGAGUUAUAAGAGUUGACCACAUAAAUCCAGGAUGCCUCUGGUUUUGUUAGACAAUAAGACACUGUUUCUUUUUCUUCCUCAGGGCCUAGUGAUAGAACGACUCGGACGCAGACCUCUUCUGAUUGGGGGGUUUGGCUUGAUGGUCCUCUUCUUUGUAGUACUCACUGUGUGUAUGACUUUACAGGUAUGUAAACCUGCCCUACUCAGCUUAAAUAUCGGGCCAUUCUCAUUGAUCUUUCUUGUACACAGUGUGUGAUCUUUAAUGUGCAACUUUGACAUUGAAGUCAUGUGUGGGUUAACUGUGAAUCUAUUACACUGUCAGUUAUUUUUGUCCUUUUAAAAUUAUGUUUAGCCAAGAGAAAACCAAAAGCUUCACAACUGAAAUUGUUCUUGCAGGUUUCAAGAUGAGACAGUUUAGGGAUUAAGUGAUUUAACAAUAAAGUAUUUCAUUCACUACCUAUUUGUGUAAGAGAAAAACGAGGGGCUAUAACCUUUUCCCUCUUAAUCCUUAAUCCUUUGUAUAAAAGGAAACUAGAGUUAUAUAAUACUAUUUUAAACUAACCUUGGUUCUCCAAACUCUGGUUUGUUUGAACUAGGAUUAGUAAAAACUAUCUGAGAUCAAACGUAUUCUCCCUAUCCUCCUUUAUUCUGGCUUGCAUUAUGUGUGAGCAUUGCUGCUAACCCGAUUGAAGAGAUUGCAGAACUCCAAUUCACUUUGAAUUGUGAGGUUAAUGUUGGUAAUGCAUGAUUCCCAACACAACCAUGGUCCCUAAACCAUGGUUCAGCAUUCAUUCUUCAGCAGCCCUAAUUCUGUGUUUUAAAUAUGUGUAUCUGAAACAUUAUAUCACUCCUAGAUAUCCUGUUGCUUUUUGGCAAUUUCAUUUUAAAUAUUUUGAUUCAAAAAUGUGAAGAUGUGUUAUUUGCUGUAAAUGUCAGGAGCCUGACAUUAUUAACAUUUACUUUCCAAGUGGCUAUUUUUUAAAUGGUCAAAAGAAGGUUCUGAAGGAGGUCACAGAACUAAGUAGAAGUCAUUUUAAUCCCUGAUUUGUUUCUCUCCUGUUGCAUCGAUUAUUGUACAGCUUCUUUUGCUCCAGAGGGCAUCUCUCAAACUGAUGAAAGCUAUAAUUCUGACAGGUUAAAACAGCAGGCUUUGGGUGAACUUUCAGUACAUUGUAUUUCUCCAGGCAAAGUCAUGAUCUCCAUUCCUCACACAAAGGUUAACACAUAUCUCCCAGGAAAGAGUUGCUUCAAGUAGUGUGCAAACAUGAACAUAUCUACAUUUUCAGCCAGAGCAUGGAUGUAGUAAGUUGCCUUGUACCGAGUCCACCCAGAUAAGCCUCCCAGAGUGGCCACUUUCAGGCCACCCUUUUGAGGUAAAGAUGCUGAGGAUUUAAGAUGGGAUCUUGUAAAUGCACAUUAUGUGUUUUAUGACUGAGUUACAGCUCUUCCCCACGUGUGGCUUAACACCUUUGUCAUCAGACUCACUAUUCAGUACAGAUCAGCUGCCAUUCUGUUUCAUUUAGAUACAGAUAUAUUAAAAAUAGAAGCAGAUAGGCCAAGCUGAAAUGUCUUUCUUGGACAGGGUUGUAUUUCAGCACAGACAGAAGAUUAAGGGGGUCAGAGGCAGAAGACAGGGUGAAUGGCAGACCUGGGGUCAUAUAUCAAAUUAGGCAGGUGCCACAGGCAAAAACUAUAGUCAAAGACAGGCUGGCAAUCAGCACUAGAUUGGGGAGGGAGGUGAGGCGAGGUCAUCCAUAUGGUUCUCAGUCCAUUGAGUUGCUGAAGAACCCAACCUGGAGUUAGACCCAAGCAGACUGCUCUUGGUUCCUCAGGUCAUGGCUGGACUGAAGAGCCAUACUUCCACCAGUUAUGGCCACUGUAUGGACGGUGCUGCAGCACAGCAGAGAUUGGGGGACUCAUUUCCACCACUUGAGAUGCCAGAAUCUCUACUUUGAGACUUACAAUGAUCCAUACAGUAUUUCCAUUUUUCCUGCUUUUUUGUUACUGAAGUAAGCGGUCAAGUGGAAAGAGUUCUUGAACCCAAUGAUAUAUACUGGGUUUAUUUGCAUGCCUUUCUGACAUGAUAGGAACGUAUUAGUUUGUGAAUGCCGUUUUGAGUAGUUAUUCACUGGCACAGAAACAAUAAACCUCCUAUCACCACACUUUGGGGUCUGCAUUACAUUGCAAACCAAGGAGUUCAUCUUUUUAUUAUUAUAUAUUAUAAAUAUUAUAUAUUUAUAUAUACUCCAUCUUUCCCCCCCCCCCCCCCGAACAGGAAUCAAAUACAAACAUAGAGAAAUCGAUAAUAAAAAUACCAAUGAAUACAAGACACAUAUAUAAAAUCUGUUUAAAACAUACCAGUAUAUUAUUACUAUAUGUUUAGUAAUCUUUUUCUAUAGAUCUUUCAUUUCUGUGUGCAUGACUACAGAAUCCAAGAGUACAGAAAACCUAUAUGAUUGUUUGCACUUACUAUAAUCAGUACUUCGCACAUUAGUAAUACCUCUCCAAUGUAUUUUUUCAGGAUCAAGCAGUCUGGCUUCGAUACCUCAGUAUAGUCUGCAUUCUUGCAAUAAUUGCAUCAUUUUGUAUUGGACCAGGUAACAUUUUUUUUUCAAAUGCAUUUAAGUGAACUAUCAGCCACUCAUGGUGAAGUCUGUUGUAUUAGGGGCAGUAUAUUUCCUGUUUUAGCCUGUGAAUGUCCAUCAGGGUGGGAGUGGUGAAACAGAUGAGAAUUCAGUGUUUAUAAUGACAAUAUGAAGUAUGGUGUAUUGUAGAUACGUUCAUCUACCUAGGUUAGCACUGGAAGGCACCAUUGAUCUAACUCUGUGGGUUCUUCCCUCUCUUAGCUGUAAGCUUACAAUGGGUUGUAUCCAAUUCCUCUUCUCUACAGCCCACUGCAUACCAUCAAAAUGUGCUCCGUAGGGAUGGGAGACCUUCUGGAACAGAUUUUGGGGCAGGAGGGGAGAGGAGAGGAAGACGAAAUCCUGUUGCAUGAGCGGAACUCUGCUCACAGAGUGUUAGAUAAAAUCUAAUGUUCCUAAACCCAACGUUCUACUUAUAGACAAACUUGAGUACCCUCCUGUAAUUUACAUGUACUUCAUGGAAUAAUCCACAAGACAUCAGUGAUGAAUUUUAAUCUGAUAUAAAUUGGGGCUGGACAGAAAGAAGGUAGAUCUACUGGUGGAUCGCUAGAUGAAUUGCCCCAGAUUGACAAAGGUUUUGGACUCCCAGUUUAGCAAUGGAAAUUUCAUUUAGCAAUCAACAACAUGCUUGUUUAGGUGGAUUCGUACUCCACCAUUUCAGCCUAAGCGCAAUGCUUUAGGGAACUUACCACAUGUUAAAAGCAACUAAAUGGCUAUAUAUAGUUUCUAAAUUAGGAUGUUAGAGAGUCUUUGACCUCAGGUGUAGAUCUGUAUCUAUAAGUUCCUCAUGGGGGGGCAGUAUGGCUCUUCCCCCCAAACCACCAAUUUGCAUCUAGCUUCACCCCCAAAUACCGCCCUGCCUGAAACUCUGGGGAACCACUGCCAGUCAUUGUAGAGAUUACCAAGCCUGAUGAACCAAUGAUCUGACUUGGUAUAAGGCAACUUCAUAUCUUCCAAGUGAUUAUUUUGCACCCAGCUCUGGUUGUAGUUCUGGUAAAAGCAGCAAUGCCUGGAGUCUGUCUGGGUUUGGUGUAAAAUGGUCCCUUGAGGUGGUUAUGUUUUAAUGCAUUUAGGUAGUUGAAGUUUAUAUGGGGUAGGAACUGGACCGUUAACAACCUUAGGCCUGAGGUGCAAAAAGUAUGCAUGUUAAUGUUAGCUUACACUUUUCUAAUAGAACCUGCAGAAAUACAUUUGACACUGCAGUUUAAUCCCUUACUGAAAGUUAUUUUAUCAUUUAAUGCCAGCUACAGUUUAGAACUUUCAUAGUUUUAAAAAGCAAAUACACAGUUUUCUCUCUUUUGUUCCAAAUGGUAGUCUAUUUUGGUGCACAGCUUUUCUCCCAUUACGACUCUGUCAGUCAUAACUUCCUAAUGUGUUUUGCACUCACAUUGAAGCAAUCUGAGCAGAAAUACAUCAGAGUGAAAACUUUGCUAUUUUUCCUGCUUGACUAGCUAUCGCUAAGUAAAAUACAUAGUUAUAUGGCUUUAAAAGUGAUUUAGACAGCAAUAAGGCUAUCAAGCACUGAUAAUCAUGGGGGCAAUGUUCUACUUCUACAGUUAAAGACAAUAUUUAUUUAUUUAUUUAUUUAUUUAUUUAUUUACGUACGUACGUAUGUACUUAUUUACAUGCCACUUAAUUACUGGAAAUUAUAAAUGGGGAGAGGGCUGUUGCACUCGGGUCUUGCUUCCUAUAGGGCAGGGGUGGAGGGCCAGAUUUGAUGAAGUGAACAUGCGUGAGGGCCGAUCCAAGUUGUUUUUUUUACAAUUUUUUCCCAAAGUUUUUGAGCUUUUUUUAGGAUUUUGCCCCAGGACAUAUACUUCCACCAGAUUAAAUCGACCAGCGGGAUUGGGCCCCCGAAAUGGACUUUGGACAUGCCUGCUGUAGGGGCAUCUGGUUGGCUAAUCUGGGAACAAGAAUAUGGAGAACAUGGGCUUUUGGCCUGACACGGGUGGCGCUGUGGGUUAAACCACUGAGCCUCUUGGGAUUGCUGAUCAGAAGGUUGGCGGUUCAAAUCCCCGCGACGGGGUGAGCUCCCGUUGCUCGGUCCCAGCUCCUGCCAACCUAGCAGUUCGGAAGCACGUCAAAGUGCAAGUAGAUAAAUAGGCACCGCUCUGGCGGGAAGGUAAACCGCGUUUCCAUGCGCUGCUCUGGUUCGCCAGAAGCGGCUUAGUCAUGCUGGCCACAUGACCUGGAAGCUGUACACCGGCUCCCUCGGCCAAUAAAGCGAGAUGAGCGCCGCAACCCCAAACUCGGCCACAACUGGACCUAAUGGUCAGGGGUCCCUUUACCUGGCAGGCGUCUUGUGCAGUUAUUAGGAAGCAGUUCAUAACAUCUAUUAUAUAUGAGACAAGCUGCUCUUUUCUUUUUUGAUACAUCAAUAAUGGUGGUUGUUUUCACUCUCACCUGUGAGCUUACUAUUAUGCAGAUCAAUAAUUAUUAUCAUCUAUUAUUAUCAUUUAGUGAUUAUUAUUAUUAUUUAUUUUGUAUAGCUUCCUUCAUCUGAAGAUCUCAGGGCAGUUCACAGCAUAAAAAUACAAAAUAAAAACACAAAAUGCAUAAUAAAAACAAGAACAGAAAAUGAACCCAUAAUUCCCCCCUCCCACAAACACAUUUGAAAGGACAUAGAAUGUUAAUCAGCGACAGGCCUGGUUGAAGAGGAAUGUUUUCUUCUUGCCUAAAGAUAUGGUAUGUAAUGAAGGCACCAGGCAAGCCUCUCUGGGGAGAGCAUUCCACAAACAGGGAGCCACCACAGAAAAGGCAGGUUCUCUUGUUGCCUCUCAUGGAGGAGGCGCAGAAAGAAGGGCCUCAGAUGAUGUAUGAACCAAUCUUUGACUAUAUGAAUGUGCAGAUUUCAGAUAUUGAUAUUUAUAAAUCUGUUGCAGUGAUGUGGUUUGCAUGACAUGCUAACCAAACUUUGGCUUAGCAAGACCACAUGAACCUGGGAGCUCCCCAAAAGGAACUUGUAGCUGUUUUGCUGCUUCCUGAUGUUUUACUCAUAGUGUGAAGUCCAACUGAGGCUUGCAGUGAAGCUGUCUCCUCUCUAACCACGAGCCACGGUGUGUUGUGCAAACCAGCUCAGUGACUAAAUAUACAACUUCAUGUUAUCUUAAAAUAAAUGUACCCAGCAGCUAACAGCAAAUGAAAUGGUGCACAUUUUAUCUUCUGUGUGCAUUUGUCUUUUUAAUGCUUUGAAUUUUAGGCUUAAAAUUAAAAUCAGAUAUUUUUAUGACAGCUGCAGCCUAAUUGACGUGAUUGUCUUUCCUUGAAGCCUCGGUUUGUGUUCCUCUUUCCAUUGUGCUCAACUUUAUACUGAAAAAGACAAUGUGAUUGAAGUGAAUCACUCUGAUAAUUAUGUUUGCUGCAUUAACUUUGUGAACUCAUCUUGAAGCCAUCUUGCUAUAAGACUCCUACAAGAGAGCUUUCCACUGUACUUUCCAACGAUUGGAACAAAAUUAAAGAAAGAAAGAAGUGUUUUAGCUUUUAAAAAUGUGUCUGCACAAACCUCUUGAUCUAAUGAUCAUAUGUGGCUCAUUUUGAGUGGGAGACCGCAUAAUUUAGAAGAAUGGUGAAUCAGUAUCACCCACCCUAAUAAUCGACACUGUGGAGACUGCAGUUAUUGCAGUUGGAACUUAUAGUAUGUAAUCAUUGAAAAGUGUGUGUGUGUGUGUGUGUGUGUCCGUGUUUCAAGCUAGUAGGUGGUAGGAAUGAAACAAAGGAAGAGAAAACCUAAUGAAGGUCACCGAUACACAUGUGAGAAGGAAGCUCAGCCUUUGGUUAGAUAGGGGGGAAAGCAUUUUGACAUAUUCCUGUAUAUGAUGUAUAGUAAGAUUCUCCCUUUACCUUGGCAAGAUGGCACUAAGUGAAGCUGAACCGAAAGCUCCCCAAGCAGAACUUUCAGGGUUGAAAUGUUUCAUUGCAUUCCUUACGAUUCCUUACUUUUGCACCUGGCAGCAGCAACAGUUCCUCUUUUUAAACUUACUUUAGCUACUGGUUGUAGGGGCAGCAGCUGAAUGCUCCUGAAAUCAGUGGCCAGCUGAAUGCUCCUGAAAUCAGAGAACUACAUCAUGAAAUAGCAUCGUUCUGUGAAGCAUUCAGGGGUAGGAGCCCCCCCCAUUGCAGUCUCCAUUUUCCCUGUAGAAGCCUCCUCCGAAUGACCCCCUGACAAGCAGCUGCUGCAAACAGCAGCAACAAAUUGUUAAGGGAGUAGGGAGAGAAUGAGAGAUGGAACCACUGCUGCUGUAGCCUGUGAAGGCAGUGAAAGGGCUCCAAGACUUUCCCUGCUAUCCUCCAAAAAAAUGGAUAAAUGAGGUGGCAAAUUCAGGGAAGACAGCCCUCAGCCCUGAUGCAGUUAGCCCAUUCAGAAGGCACUUUCAUCAUGCUCAGCUACGCAUUGUUUUGCAAAUUUUACCCUAUUUUGACAGUUGAUGUGUGAUAUUUCAACGUAAAAGGGAAGCUUUGUUGACUGAAUGCUGCAAUCCUAAACAUAUUUUCCCCAAAUUUACAUUACGUACUGUGGAAUCAAAGUUUUAAUGUUCUCAGCUGGUUCUAGAAAAGCAGGGCCUCAGCAGGGCUAGAGGGGCCUAAUAUGAAAAGGAUCUCAGUUUUCCUUACAUGUCAUGUCAUUUUAAAACUACACUACUGCUUUAGAUUUUUAGCUAGUAUUUUUAGCCCCCAAUGCAACAGUCUUAAUAUGAUUUAAGGUGUUUUGUUAGCCAUUCUGAUGGCCCUUUGUUCAGACCAGACAUGUGGGAUAUAAAUGAUGUUUCUGCACCAACGCCAAGUCUAUUACUAAUGUAUUUUAGUGAAAAGAAGUCAGAGAUGGUGAGCUGAAUCAUGAAAAUUUGUGCGGGUUUUUACAGAUUAGAGGCAUGUUUACUGAUCAUCGUACCCUUGUCUUUUUUGUUGCAGGUGGGAUCCCAUUUGUCCUUACGGGAGAGUUCUUCGCUCAGUCUCAAAGGCCCGCUGCAUUCAUGAUUGCGGGAAUAAUAAAUUGGCUCUGUAACUUUGCUGUUGGACUUCUUUUCCCUUACAUUCAGGUAUGAGCAGUCUUAACAUUAACUCAGCUGUUUGGACUGUUGCCAGAAAUGGAAAGUGCCUUAAUUCUCACCAUAAACCCAAAGACUUUUGGAUAAUGAAUGAAACCAAAUCCAAACCCAUACAAGCUAGCACUGGCUUUCUUUUGUCUGGUUGUUUGUAGCUCCAGCCCUGCGGCUUUUAAAGGCAGCAGGUCUAAAAAGUCUAAAGGAAAGUGAAGAUGCCCUGAACAGAAUGGCUACUCAGAUUCACCGCUGAUUCAGCUCAGCCUCCACAAGGGAGGAUGAUUUAAAUUUACCACAUUUGUAGCUUCUGUAUGUUGCCAAGUAGAGUAAAGGAGGUGGCCAGCCUUUUUCAUUCCUCUCCCAAAUACUGGACACUGUUGUUCAAGUGUUAGUGCUGUUUUUAAAGUGUCUAGUCCUUAUGGCUGCACAGAAUACUCGGAUGUGUGUGACAAAGGACUGGAUCCAAAUUUAGGUUUAAUUGAAAUCAAUAAGGCAAAUUAGACAAAAUAUAAGACCUGCUGGUUUCAGUGAGGAAAAAGUACAAUUAACUCAUUGAGUUAAUGCCCUUAAGGACGUCUUAUGGAUUACUUCAAAUCUGUUCUACUGUUGGACAAUACUGUUAAAUAUACUUCAAAUCAGCUCCUUGAGCUCCACAGCUCCAUGCAUGGCUGCUUCUUGGGAUGGAUGAAGGUGGAUUGUGAUCACCCCACAGAAGGAACACAUGUCAGCAUCAGAUAAGCAGGGCCAACAACAACAACAACAAUUUAUUAUUUAUACCCCGCCCAUCUGGCUGUGUUUUCCCAGCCACUCUGGGCGGCUUCCAACAGAAUAUUAAAAUACAAUAGUCUAUUAAAUAUUAAAAGCUUCCCUAAACAGGGCAAGGGGAGACGACUGCCUCAGGUGGCAGGAUCCAUGGGGGCAGCUGAUCUGGCUUCCAAAGAUUGCAUCACCGGCGUUGGAGGCUGGAUCAGCCUCCUUCCCGAUGCUGUCUCUACAGUGGCCUGUCAGGAAAUAGGAGGUGCUACUGGUCUCUUUCCACCCCUAGGGAGGAAAUGUUGGGGGCUGACCUCCAGGGUCUCCUGGGCCCUUUUCCCUACUGCAACAACCUUUGAUUCCCACUUCAACCAUCACAUAAGGUUGAUUUUAUUCCCCUGCCCUCCGUUCCUGAUAUAGAACUUCGCUCACCGCUUCUUUCCUGGUGGGGGACUCCUUUUGUGGUUUUUCUCCGGCGCCAAAAUGUCUUGGGCCGGUCCUGCGCAUCAGAUACACAUUGUCAUCCCUAUCAGAUAAGGAGGGCAUAAACCCAAGUAGCAUAUCUUAAAUUUGCUGAGAUUAAACCCAGUUAUUAAGAGCAGAGUUUUGACACAAGACAGAAGAAGCACCCAUCCCCGGGUCCUGUUUUUCAAAAGUAAAACAAUUAAAUAUUUUUAUACCUACAUGCAAUUAGGAUUCAUUUUGGCGUGUUGACCCAGCUCUUAUUCAGAAGAGAGAGGAAUUGUAAUAAGUCAGUUUUCCAGAUCUUCUUGGAUCCAUUAACAGUGGAGCUUCUUGCUAACAAUACAUAGGCUCAGCUAGUGAUGAGAUCGAAACUGAUGUGAUGAAUCCUGACAGUACAUUCCAGGGACUCUCAGGUCUCAUGAACUAGUGAAUAUUUACAUUUCUUUGGUAUCCUGCUUAAAGGUGUAUCUGCCCAAGGCAUAAAGGCUCCUUUGAUCCUGAUGCAUGUGGGCAGUGAAGAGAUGGGCUGAGCAUCUAUGAAAAUCAAAGGAUCAGAGUUUAGCAUGAGCUCAUAGUCACAAAUGUAUUUCAGUCUCUUUCUGAAAAUGUGUCAACAUGGUGAGUUUCAGCCCCUCAAACUGGUUACCUGCCAAAACACAGUGUUAAUGGUCAGAUAAAUAAAGGGGCAGUUCACAUCAUUAUGUUCCUGAUGUGAUUGUUGUUUUUUUAAGUCUCCAUAUGCCAACCAGGAGUUAAAUAGGCUCAGUCUCUCAUCAUUAGAUGGCAGCAGGAACCCUGGUUUGUGAGGGCACCUGUUCUAUGGCAUCUGGGUAUCUCUUGGUUAUUGCCUUCCUUCACAAGCGAGUCUUUGAAACUGCAUAGUUUGGUCAGAAGGUGAAGUAAGAGCAAGUGCAAUAAUAAAUAAUAAUAAUAAUAAAUUUUAUUUAUAUCCUGCCCUCCCCAGCCGAAGCCGGGCUCAGGGCGGCUAACAACAAUCAAAUAAUCCAACAUUCUAAAAACAUUUCAUUAUAAAAAUUAAUUAAAAUCAAAUUGAUGGCAACUGUUAAGCAAGAUUCUGUGCAGAUUGCCAGAGGAGGGAGUCAGGCUGCGCCCUGACCAAAGGCCUGGUGGAACAGCUCUGUCCUGCAGGCCCUGCGGAAAGAUGUCAGGUCCCGCAGGGCCCUAGUCUCUUGUGACAGAGCGUUCCACCAGGUUGGAGCAGCAGCCGAGAAAGCCCUGGCUCUAGUUGAGGCCAGCCUACCCUCUCUGUGGCCUGGGACCUUCAGGAUGUUUUUAUUUGCAGACCAUAGGUUCCUCUGUGGGACAUACCAGGAGAGGCGGUCCCGUAGGUACGGGGGUCCUAAGCCGUAUAGGGCUUUAAAGCAAUGCAAAAAUAUACAGUCCAUUAAAUAGACACAUUAACAUUUCUGCUUAUUCUUUUUGUAUAAGCUGCAGAAGCGCAGGAUAUACAUGCUAAAUAACAAAUAGCGUGGUUUUUGCAUUGUUUUUAUAAUUCAGCAUUAUUAUUGAUCUGUCUCCAAGCACUAACAGCUUGCUUCACACCUCAUUUUCUGCACACGUUUUCUUCUCUUGUCUACCGCAGGAUUUCUUUAUUGAGAUCUUUUAUUUCCCUGAAAGUGAAGCAGUGCAUUUGAAUGUGUUUCUCUUCCCCUUUUUGCCAUGUAGACAGUGCUGGAUUGCCCAGUAACAGCACAUGCUUAGGGCGCCAGCAAAGCAGCGGCACCAAAAAAUUGAGGAGAUUGUUUUUGACAUAAUUUUAUUUUUCAUUUUCAAAAAAUGCAUCAAACUAAUCCUCAUGGGCAAAAAACAGAACUUAGACUUUCUUACACUCUGCUACGUAAUUUUAUUUUCUGGUUUAGUAUUGUUUUAUGUUUAAUUUUAUAUGGGGACACCAUCAUAUUUUCAGCACUUAGGGUCUCUAAAGGUCUGGCCCUGCAAAUUAUAGUCCAUAGCAAAUGGAACACCAUCCAGGCAUGAGUAAUAAGGCGCCUUUUGCACCAGAUGCUCACUGCUGAAAUCUGCUAUUUUAAAAAGUGGAUGAAUUUUGUUUUAAAGAUUACUUUCAUUUUGCAAAAAGGAAGUAGAUUAUCCACUCCCCCCCUGUGAAUUAUGAAAAGAAUGCAAGGAGCCUCCAAGGAUCUUUGCUACAUUUGGUCAGUGUCCUAAAAGUUUGUAAUUCCAUAAACUUGCGAAAGUAGCACUGCCAGUGUGAUUGUAUUUUGCCGCGAAGUCUUAUGCUUCAGAAGCAAGUCCUACUCUUUUCAAGGGAUUGCUGCCUUAAUUAAUGUAGUUCCUUGCUCGUUGCUGUAUUUCAGCAUGAGUAGAACAUUCUGUCAGCUGUAGUGUGGAACAUUUUGAGGAUGACAAAUCUGGUUACAGAGACGGAACAUCUCCCUUGCCAACGCUUUAUAAAUUGCCCUCUCCCUAGUUCCUACCAUCACCACACAAUUGGACAGUGGUUCUAAGAGUGUCAGAUGCAGAUGCUCUCUAGGGAAUUUCAGGAAGGACUUCCCCCAAUGCAUUAAUGGACCAGGACUCCCUUUCCUUCGGGGGGGAGGACCAGGAGUCCUGUUCCUUCAAUCUCACACAGUCAGCGUGAUGCAGAAAUGUAGGAGUGCUGUAUACCACAUAGUGGUGGGAUAAACUGGGUAACUCUUUGACUUUCUGUGUCAGCUACAUCUGCACUACUUAUAGACAGGCUUAAAAUGCACACUCACAGCAGCAACUUCAACACCUGCACAAAUCUACCUAAAAUCAGGCCCCUGAGGCAGCCAAUAACAUAAAAUUGCCAGCAGAGGGUUGUAUCCGUCACUGCCAUUGUUGGAGUGGGACAGACUUUCAUUCAUGUGAUGGGACGUCUUUCUCUCAUUGUCGACCCCCUCCUCCUCUGUGUGCACCUUCAAAAUCUGCUCCAGUGGGUUGGGGCAUCCUCCAGAACAGAUUUUUUUGGGGGGCGGGACACUGCAAGAAAAGGACAGGGAGGGAGACAUUUCAUUUCGUGAGUGGAAUCUCGCUUGUUAUUAUCAUCAUCAUUUAUUUAUUUAUUUAUUUUAUAUACUGCCCUUGAUCCAAGGAUCACAGGGCAGUUUACAGUAUAAAAUUAACACAGAAAUACGUAGCAUAAUAACAAACAAUAACAAUAACCCCACCACCACACACAUAAAAGGCCGUUGCUUAAUUAGCCAAAGGCCUGGGAGAAGAGGAGUGCAUUUGCCGGUGCCUGGCGAGCCUCUAUGGGGUGAGCAUCCCUCAAGUGGGGAGCCACUGCAGAAAAGGCCCGUUCUUGAGUUGCCACUCUCUGGACCUCUUGCAGAGGAGGCACACAAAGAAGGGCCUCAGAUGAUGAUCACAGGAUCCAUAUGGGCAGAGGCGGUCCUGGAGGUAUUGUGGUCCUGAAUUGUUAAGGCUUUAUAGGUGAAAACCAGCACUGUGAACUGGGCCUGGAAACUAAUUGGCAGUCAGUGCAAUUGGACCAGGAUCGGUGUCAUAUGCUCAAACCGUCUUGCCCCAGUGAGCUACCUGGCACUGCGCAGCAUUGGAUACAACCUAAGAUAAUAAAAAGCUGACAUGACCUCACAUUGUUCCAGGGCAUUGUGGGGAUUUUUGAAAUGUCAGCUGGCAGCAUGAAGGAUCAGGAGGGCACUGGUAAUUUUCACACACAUCCCAAAUGUUACUUCACCCCCAAAAUAAUUGAAGUUUCCCCCCUUAGCCACUGCUAAAUAGGGUGGCAAAACUGGAAUAUUUCCCUGCAGCUGUGCAUCUCAUAAGUGGAAGGCAGCUGUGAUUUGUUGUGGCACCCUGUUGGCUGUUAACUCAGUGGCAAACCUUAGUGUGCCCCAGAAUAUUCUACGAUUGCCCUUGCUUGAAGCCUUGCCUGGUUGGUUCCUUCAUAAUUGAAUUAUUCAUGUUUUAAAAGAGCAUGGCUUGUACCAGUCAGUGGUUGAUAAUAACGACAGCUAUUUCAAACUAGUUGCAUUAAUUACCUUUUAGUUCACUCCUGGGUGGUUUUCUAUAGGUCUUGUUGCUAAGAGCCUCAUGGCUUUUGACAGGACUCUGUUUCUAAAAUGAGAGGAAGCUGGGGCUGAAGCUUUUCUAGAGUCGAGGUCUCUGCGCUACAAGCUCUAAUCUCAGACUUGAGGUGCAGGGGUGGCUCCUUGUUAAUUAAAAAAGGAAGUGCUCUUUUAUUUAUAUUGUACCCCUCACAUGUUCUCAAAAUGAUUUCUGUUUGUGGUUUUUGCACUAUUAGUAAUGCUGGUGGGGUGUCCGUUUUGCUUUGUUUUUUCAGAAAGGCUUGCAGACAUACUGUUUCCUGGUGUUUGCUGUCGCCUGUCUUGCUGGUGCCACUUUCCUUUUCUUUGUUCUGCCUGAAACAAAAAACAAGACUCUUGCUGAAAUCAACCAGGCAUUUGCCAGGAAGAAGGUGCCUUUAGAAAUCCGUGAAAUGGACCAGUUUGAAGCCAAGAGCAAAUCAAUGCAAGAACAAGAACACAACUUGUCUUCUACCCUGGAAAAUGGAGAAUCCAAAAACAGGAUAGUCUAAAAUUAUUUUUAAUAGGAAUAUUUUUGCAUCUUAUGUAUUGUUAACCACAAUCAUUCCUUCAGCCUGGACAAUUUUUUGAUCUCAAUGUGGUCAUAACCAGGGUUGAUCUGUGGUACAGGAGAUGGCAAAGUAUAAUUCAAAAUUAACAGAAGGAAAUAAUGGAGAGGAGGGUUGCUCAAGGAAGUGAAACUGGUCAUUGAUUCGUUUAAAUGUAUGCAAAUUCAAAACGGAUAAUUAUUUUCUGAGGCAGAGGGUGGUGAGUGGGAAGCAGUUGGUCAAAGGGCACAUCAGCAUUUCCAAUUGGCUGCAGUUUCGGACCUUCCAUGCGUAUCAGCGAUAGGAGGCUGGGUCCAUCAUUCUUGCUCCAGGCUCCAGGCUCUGGAGUUUGCCACAGGGGGCCCUUUUAGGAAUCACUCACCACUCUGCUUCCUUGCUGCUGAUACUGUCCGCUGGACCUGGCCACUUACUUGCCACUUCUGGGGCGAGAAGCCUUUGAAUGUUUCCUGGUAAUAUAUCCAGUGUCCCCUCAAAAUCUGAAGGAGCAGAAUCUGCUGUAGUGGAAGCUUCAAAGGCACUAGACAAGGAUUAAUUUGAUCUAUGAGAACUGGCUGCCUGGCUACUGGGGGCUGGUAGCUGCAGCCAGUAGCUUCCUGCUGCCUCUCUAUAGUGUGGAGCUGCGUGUUCUGUGGGGAGAUCAGCUACUCUGAAAGUAAUUCCCAAAGAAGUCCUGUAGAUGCAAAGUUACUUUGGUGCUUCCAUUAAGGGAAAAGUGGCAUUUUCCAUGUUGAUGGUAUACAAUCUGAUCAACAGCUGCUCACCUCUUUGAUUGAGCUUGUAGUCGUGUUCAAGGAAGAACUGUUAAACAGGUGACUUUAUAUGCACUGUGCAUGCUAAGGAUUUCUUGGACUCUUACACCCAAGUUCAUGUUUAAGGAAUUAUUUGAAUCUCAGGUUUUUUACCACCUGCUUAAUCCGUGUCAUUUCCUACUUUUAAACGAAAUCAGGGCCCCACUCUGCUUUUGUGGGCUAUUUUUAUUCAAGCCAGAUUAGAACUUUUAGUGUAUCAGAAUAGUUUUCAUGAAGUGCAGCUGUUUUGUAAAUAAAACCAACUGAAUCUGUAUAUAUUUUGAAAUCUAACCAACAAUGUAUAGCGUGUGCACUUAUCUUCAGCCUGAGCCAGUCCAGGUUUAAUCAUGUAAAUAGUUCAUGAUUGCGGUGUAUCUGAUUUAGGCUUUGUGAAUUUCUCAGAUCAUAUAUUAAGCUUGAUAACAGACACAAGAUCUAAGAAGCCCAGCAUUUCAGAAGAAAGGUGCCACAAUAGGUGCCUUGUCUAGAUGAAAGGUGUGUCCCUAGCCUGAAAUAGCAUUGCCAAGGAAGUGGUUUGUAUAUGAGAGAGAAAGACUUCUGAUUUUUUUUACGUUCAAUUGUAUUGUUGUCUUCCUUUGAAUCAUAUUGAUAUAAAACUAGGAUGAUGGUAGUAGAUUCAUCCUGUUUGAAAAGUACUGCUGAUUGGAGAUGGAACUUCAUUCCAUCCAUCUAUGGUUGUUUUUCGAGUGUGUGUGUUGUCAGUGCUGGGCUUGUUCGUUUACUGGGACCUGGUAUGCCUUGAGCCUUGAGAGUUCAAAACAGCCCCAGCGUGACUAGGUUGGGGCCUUGAUUAGAAAUGUGUGUCCAAUAUAUUAAGAUACCUGGAUCCAUUUAAGGCCACUGGGGUAAUUAGGUUUUGUAAUACAGCAAUUCUAUUGAGGGGUAAGAUCAAUGGUAAAAAUAACUUAUCUGGGUAAUAGAUAAGCCUCCGUUGAAACCAGUGUGUAGCAUCCUUUUCAGUUCCCUAAAGACUAACAGACCUGUUCUCCCAAGAGAAGUGGAGCUGGCAGGUAAGGGCUUGCAGCAGAUCCUUCAAUUUCCCAAAGCUUUGGGCAGCUGCCCAACUUUUAAUGGGUGUUGGUGCUGUGCUGGCCUUGCCAACUUCAGCAUCAGUUACCAACAUUAGAUGAUUCCCUUACCAGACUCAACUGGCAGUCUUGUACUGGGUAUGCUGGUGGUCCGUGGAAAGCCAUUUUUUCCUCCAGGUCAAAUUAAUUGUUUUGUUUCCCCAUAGUUGUGGGGAAGCUAGAUUAAAGCAAGGUGCCAUACCUUGUCAAACUCUGUACUUCCCUGUGAAUGCUCCCUCCCCACAUAUUGCCCUAGAGUUGACCAAGUAGGUACCAGGCGGCAGUCUAGAUAAUUAAGGGGGGGGGAGGAGAAGAAGAGUUUGGACUUGAUAUCCCGCUUUUUCACUACCCUAGGGAGUCUCAAAGUGGCUAACAACCUCCUUUCCCUUCCUCCCCCACAACAAACACUCUGUGAGGUGAGUGAGGCUGAGAGACUUCAGAGAAGUGUGACUAGCCCAAGGUCACCCAGCAAGAGUUUCACAGGCUCCCAAUAAUAAUCAUUGUUACUCAUUUUGCUACACAUUUCAGCUAUGUUCAAUUUUUGGGUAUGCUGGAAAUACCCAAUAUCUAUAAAGAACCUUCUAAGGUCUCAUCCUGUUCCUGUGGAGUAGGCAGCCUGCAGCUUUACUUGGUUUUACUCUUUUGCUGACGUAACUUCAACAAAAAGGGACGAAUGCGUUGUGGGUAUUCUUGUCGGGUGUGCUUAAUAGACCACAAUGGAACCAAUGAAUGUUUGUUUUUUAUGUUCGGUUAUCUUUCGCAAAAUUCUGAAAGGCUACAGUCCUACAUCUCUGCUUACAUGUAAGUAAGCACCAUUUCACUCAGUAAGACUUGCAUUUUGAGCAGAUGGGAUUCUGCCCGUUCAGGUUUUUGAUUUUUCUGUUCCUUAGCUUCCAGGCUACUCAGGAGCCAACUAAAACCGUAGCACUGGAGCCCAAAAAUGAUUGGGUCAAUAUUUUUAUUUGAUCAAUAUUACAUGUGUGAUUCAGGUUAUUUAUAUGACUGUAAUCCAGAAAACAUUAAAGUAUAGCUGCUAAUUUUCACUUGUAUGGUGCAUGUUUUCUCCUGUUUUUGUUUUUCCUUUUUCCUUUGACACACCUUUAAAUUAUUUCCAUUCUGUUUUGGAGGAAAAAACAGCAAGGCAUUUAGUGACACUUUAAAAGACUCUGCAGUUGUGAAAGCUCAUUGUGCAUUCUUUGCAUGCAUCCAGACUAUGGCUGAAUUGCCAGUGUUUUGUACUUCCUACAUUUCAUUUGUCUUCGACUUCAUGUCUUACCGUCCUUCACCCCAUCCUGGUGUGUGUGCAUGUGUGUUUAUAUGCACACAGCUGCAGAUAACACUUGACACACCCAAUGAAGCAGAUUCUGGCCCACAAAGGCUCAUGCCAUAAUAAAUUUGUUUCUGUUCUUAUAU
Messenger RNA from Podarcis lilfordi (Lilford's wall lizard), 47147 nucleotides. NCBI's taxonomy places the organism in Eukaryota, Metazoa, Chordata, Lepidosauria, Squamata, Lacertidae. The record is from the annotation of a GenBank genome assembly.